This is a messenger RNA of Xyrichtys novacula (pearly razorfish), 83871 nucleotides long. Lineage: Eukaryota; Metazoa; Chordata; Actinopteri; Labriformes; Labridae. The record is from the annotation of a GenBank genome assembly.
AUGACCAAACUGGAGCUGUUGAACGUGUUUUUGAACGACAGGCUGACAGCGGCGGCGCAGGAGAUCUUCCGCGCCGUCAAAGACACGGUGGCCGAGUACCAGAGCGAAAUCCUGCGGACUAAAGAGGAGAACGAGCGGCUUAAACGGCUCCUCAACGUCGCUGUUCAGCGGCUCCUGCUGCAGCCAGGUGAGACCCAGCUGCUGCUGCGGCACCUGUCGGUUGCUCACUCUGUUUAUCUCACCAAUGUCACUCCAUAUUAAUUCGCCCUUCUUUGAUGAGGUGUUAAGCGCAGGAAGGUUUGCGUGUGUUGGUGUUUCGGUUAAAUGAGUGACCCUGUCAACUGGUGACUUUUAACUGGAUGCGUCAGUGGUUGUCGUAGUAACGACAGCUGUGGAAAUAGGAAGAGUCCUUACAUAUGCUUUCAUGUUUAGUGUUUUAAACAUAGUUUUAAAGUUUAUUCAUAUAAAGUUUGCUCAAUAAAAAAAAAAAAAAAACUUGGCAGAAAGUAUUCACAAUGAUAUUUUCAUCAGUUGAUGUCACAACGGCACCCACGGAUAGAUUCAGCUGAAAGUCGCCAUUUAACUUGGUCACCCGUUACACCGGAACACCAGUGAACACAGCUGAUCUAUAAAACGAGAGCAUCACUUUCUUUAAAUAAGCACUGACAAGGUCAACUACUAAAGAAAUGGAUAAUUCCCCCAGAAAUCGUCUCAAAUACAUUUUAGAAACGAUAUACUUUUAGUCUUCACCAUGAUGCAGUCACACUUAUCACCCAAACACAUGUUUCAAGUUCAGAUUUAAUCUAAAAUGAGAUUAUGAAAUUAUUUGUAUCAUCCUUUCCUAAAAAAAAAAAAAAGCCAGCUUUAAAAUGUUUAAAAGCACAUUUUUGAUGUCAGCAGAUAUGAACAUUUCUGCUAAGGUGACACAUGCAAUGUGAGCUUGUGCACAUCAUUGUUCAUGCUGUUCAGAUAUAAUUUGAAGUGCUGUAAACAAAGACAAACUCACUUGUAAAGCACAGGUGAUGAAAGGCUGAACACUAAAGGCUUCUGAAAAGUAUGAAUAUAAAUGAGUCUGUGCGUGUGAAUGUCAGCAGCCUCUACUGCAACAUUCAAUAAGAUGAAAUAUAAAAUGUUAAAGGGGCUCAAUAAGAAAGUUAUCAUUCAAAUUCAACUUUAUUUAUGUGGCACUUUUCAUACAAAACAUGCAGUUCAAAGUGCCUCACAGAGGCUAAAAACAACAAUAAUAACGACAAUAAAACCCGACCCUCCCACCCACAAACACACCUAUGGACCCACACGCACACAAAGGCACCCACUCACCCAGUGGAGUUGUCAUCGACACUUGGGCUGGUAUCAGUAUUAGAGAUGCUCAGGUUAUGAAAUUCGAGCUGAUUCUGAUACUUUUGUGUGUUUUUAAAUGAGGUAUUUGAUGUAUUUCAGCAGUUGGUGGUCUCUCCUUUGAAUUCCCAUUCAAAUGUCUCUGGAACAUGUCUGUGUGCCACAAAUUCACCAGCAUGUUUGUAAUGUUUGUAACCUUUCAGAACCUCACUCUGUCUCUCUUCAAGAGGCACUCCAGCCCUCUGAGUCUGACUCUGAGUGGAGGAACAGUGUGGAUCUGCUGCCAAGAAUCAAAGAAGAACCAAAACUCAGAAAACUUCAAACAGACUGUUCACAAGAAGCCAGAGACUCCGAGGAAGGAAACUGUAGUCACACUGAGCCUCUGCAGAGGUCUCAGACUCCUCCAGCCCAGACAGUAUGUAGCAGACAGAGUGUUUCCCCACCUCCAGUACCACCCCAGGAAAUUAAAGUAGAGAGUGACAGCCGGAAGCAGCAGCCAGCUGUAGCGUCCUCUGUGGUGAGCGUUUUUUCAAACUGCAGAUCGGCCCAGCGUGACUUUCAGGACAGUACUGCGAAAAGCCCUAGGACUGAGAAACCAGACCUGCAGGUGAGAGGGAUACUCCGCUCCAACGGGAAACAGAGCACUCACAUAGCACAGAUAAAGAACGUGAGACCCCUGAAGCCACCUCUGCCUCGCUCCUCUCACCCGAGUCAGAGCAUGCAGAGGUGGCACAACUGCAAGGAGUGCGGAAAGGGCUUCAGCUUCGCCUGUCAGCUGGAGGUGCACAUGCGCUGGCACACCAAGGAGAAACCAUACAGCUGCGCAGUCUGCCGAAAGAGCUUCACCACAGUCAGCAUGCUGAAGAGACACCACCGCAUUCACACCGGGGAGAAACCCUUCAGCUGCCACGUCUGUGGGAAAUGCUUCAACCAGUCAGCCCACCUUAACACGCACUUUAGACUCCACACCAGAGAGAGAGCCGGCUGGAGCCGAGCACCGCACUCCAAGUGAAGCACACCGACCUGACUACGUGUAAACUCCGAAAAAUACUCCACAUACCAAAUGUCGGGUUCAAACUGUGUACAGUAAUGUGUUGACUGUGUGUGUGUGUUGAAUGUUGUGCAAUAAAGUGUAGUAAAAAACUCUCAAAAACAUUUAUCCUUGAGGUACUGUAUUUUUGAAAAAAACAAACAAAAAAAACAAAACAAAACAAAAAAAAUGAUGUUGUCAGUCUACACCCAAAAAAUAUAGAAACAACAAAAAUCUGACAGAAAAUACCAUAACAGUCAUCAAAGUGAAGGAAGACAACCGAUAAUAAUAAAUACAAUAACUAGAAAAGCACUCUGAGAGCGCAGACCUCCGCCAAGCAGCUCAUGUCCCCCCUUAUAUUGUGAUUCACACCAAAACGUUUACUGUUACGUGUCUUUUAUUAACGUUUAUUUGUGUUUAAACUGGUAUGUUCACUGUUCAUCAUGUUCCUAAAACAAGAAGUGCCCUGACCGGGAUUCCAACCCAAGACCUUCUGGUUGUGAGGUGACGGUGCUAACCACUACACCACUGUGCCGCCCAUCUACACCACUGUGCCGCCCAUUUGUUAUCUUUCAGCAUUGAAAAUUCCAACGACACCCUUAUUUUUGUGUGUUCUGGAUCACAGUAUCCAGAAUUUUGUCCGGAUCACCACCAAAAUAUAAUGGGAUCCUCCUGGGGCUGAGACGCACCUCUGGUGAAUUUCAGGUCAAUCCGUCUCUUACUUUCUCCGUAAAGUUGCUAACAGACAAACAAACAAACCAACGCUACCGGAAACAUAACCUACUUGGCGGAGGUAAAAAACGUGUUUCAAGAAAUACAUACUUUAGAAAACAAAAAUUAUUUACAUGAACUCUUAAGUAAAUAUAAUUCUUCGAAAGACUGCUAUAAAACAAAAAUAAAGUUGCAACUCAAAUGAAAAAAGAAGGCUUUAAGGAGAGACUUUAAAGAGAUCACUCACUCAGUUGACCUGAUCUCCUCACUGCAGUUGCUCUUUUGGUUUCAGUUCAGAUUUUGGCACACAAAGUAGACCAUUAUCCGAGGAGUUCAGUGUAAUGGUCUCAAACAGUACCAACGAGUCAAAAAUAUGGCUGACGCAAAAAGUGGCAAAAGUAAAAUACAAACGUCCGCUCCGUGUCCAGCAGUGAUGUCUGCCCAGUUCUUGGGUGCAAGUUUAGUUUAGUGAGUAGAGCAAACAUCUCACAUAGGGAAGCUAAGCCCCUUUACACACUGGCUGUAGGACUAAAUCUAUAUCCUAGUGUUGCACGGUGCAUGUACUCCCUUUUUUCUUCACCCGUAUUUAAAGGGAUAUUCCGGUGUAAAAUUAAGUUAGGGUCAAACACACCGUAACACUGAGUUAGUGCAGUGGUUGGAGCUGACCAUUUCCAUGAUGUAACAAUCAUCAUAAUAAUCAUUUUGCACUGCAGAUGCGGUAGUUCUGCAUUUCCAUGAAGUAGUGAUCAUAAAUGUUCUUCCUUGAGCUGCAGAACUCCGCUGUACUCAAUGAUUGACUCGUCAGGGCUCCCCCACAAACAAGCGGCUGCUGGAGGAGAAUGGGUGAGUUGUGUUUGGUCUCUUUGCUAAAGAAAUUAGGCAAAGCUAAAAAGAUGUUGUGGCUGGGACCCUAUAUGUACUGUUGAUGAAGUUAGGUGCUGUUCUGAGCAUUAUUUGUGGUUAUAUUUGUGGUGAGGUUUGUGCGUGGAGACGUAGACCGCUGUGUAUUGCUAUCGCACUGUCGUUACUAAAAUUGGUGUAACUAGAGAAGCAAGCUGUCGGCUACAUUCAUCUCUCAAGGGGCUGUCUGACUCGGUGUUACGGUGUGUUUGACCCUAACUUAAUUUUACACCAGAAUAUCCCUUUAAAACGAGAUGAGAUGAGUUAGGAUGGGAUAGAAUUAUAAUCUGCAUCAGCUUUAGUUUUGCCACCAACAUGUGCCCCCCUCCGCUAUCGUCAGUGAAAAGGGAUGAAUAUUAUCGUUUAUGAAACCCUGGAAUGCUGUGGUGUUCAGGGGCAUAAUGGGAGCAAAAAGUCAAUCCAUUCAUUCAUUCAUUCAUUUAUUCAUUUGUCCAUCAAGGUAACAUACAAAGCAUUCUGAACAAUAUUCCCAGGUGAAUUACAAAACUACCAUACAAUAACAUACAAAAAGACACAAUGCUAAGAUACAUGAUUCAAUAUGGUAAAACUCAAUUUGAAACCAUACAUGUAAUGUGAUGUGGAUAUAGUAUACACUAUGAUAUGUUGGGAUAGAACAGAAUAGGUUAGGAAAGAUAAGAUACAAUACAAUACUUUACAAUGAAAUAUGAUGUGAUACAACAUGAUACAAGACGAUACAAUACCACACACUUUAAUACCAUGCAAUAUAAUAUGAUACAGUAUUCCCAGUAUCAUAUCACACACUGGACACAAUAGGAUAAAUAAAUGACUAUAUUUGAGUUUUAUUUUGUUUUAUUUUGCUUUCAGUUGAUGUUUAUCUUCCUAGUUUCUUGUCAAAGGAGUCCUCCUGUCACAUACCCUCCUAAUUUCAAUGUUUAUUGCACCACAAAUAUAAGAUGACUGCAUGAACCUGUCCAGGAUAACCUUUUUUUUUUAAUCUAUCAUGGUAAGUGUUUAAAAAAGAUAUCUAAGAUGAUGAAGUUUGUUUUAAACAAAUCUGUAAGAAGAUCUGUGGUCAACAAACUAGGCUUAUCCAUGCAUAAAGUGAAAGGUUUAAGUUUUAUCUGGAUGCUUUUGUGCCUUUUUUCAGUUAUGAAACAUCAGAGACCCAGCCUCAUAACAGCAGAUUUUCAUUUUCAAGAUUAAAGUACAAUCCAUUUGGAGCUAUUUUUAGGUCAGCAGGGCAGAUGGGGUGAAUCUGGUUUUGGUUGAGUUUCCUAAAAUCUGCAUGAGAUUUGAUGGCAUGAGGGUUUAAAUUAUGGAGGCCGAAUUAAGAAGUGCACUCUUUUUAUAACACUCACUCACUCCCCACUGUGCACAAUGUCCAGUGACUAUAUUUGGGCGGUGCAACGACGAGUAGAGGGAGAAGGUUAUAUUCCUUUACCAAAAUGUUGAGCGCAAAUGUUUAAGACAAGUCGAAAUGUCUUCAUUAGAAUCGAUUUAGAUCAAUGAUAUGAUGAUAUGAUAUCUAGACUUGACAUGCAAGUUUACACCAAAAGUAUCCGUGUUGAUGUUAUUUCCUCCACAGGCACCAUCGAUCAUUGCAUCCUCCACCUGAACACCGAACCUCUGGGUACGUGAGGAGCGUGUGCACGCGGCGAAACAUCCGGGGAUGCGCGUUUGCGGACCAGAGAGAGAACAGCUGAAGGAGGGGAAGAGUGCAGAGAGUCCAUGAGAGAGAGAGAGAGAGAGAGAGAGAGAGAGAGAGAGAGAGAGAGAGAGAGAGAGAGAGAGAGAGAGAGAGAGAGAGAGAGAGAGAGAGAGAGAGAGAGAGAGAGAGAGAGAGAGAGAGAGAGAGAGAGAGAGAGAGAGAGAGAGAGAGAGCUGCACCGCAUUGACAGGAGACACAGAGUCAGAGGUCCGGUACCGCCGACUGCACAGCGGAGGUGGAGAGUUUUCUGAUGCCGCUGCGGAGCUGACGGUGUCCGGUGCAGCAGCGCGGAGAGGAGCGGCGGAGAAGCGCAGGUAAGCGGACACUUUCUACUUUCUGCUGAGGGGGCUCUGUAGUUGCAGCUCUAUCACGCUGACGCAGCGGGUGGUGUCCCGGUUCCGACUGGGCCGGACCGGGCUGACGACAAGAACCGAGCCGGUCAUAUAUAAGAGCAAGGCGGGAUGCUGCAGCUCCCGGUUCGGUGCACGGGGGGCUGGGACGUUGUCGCCCCGUGUCUCUGCGGUGUUUUCCGGGCAGCCGGCGCACACGGGCCCCCGCCUCUCUCUGCGCAUCUUCUGGAUGAUGCUGCGGUUUCGUGGGAUUUUUUUUUUUUUUGCUGCUCUGCGCAAAUCGCAGAUAAAGCCCCGAAAGUCCGGGGGAAAUGACUGGGCCCAUGCUCAGUGUGUGCAUCUGCAGAGGCCCGUGUGUGUGUGAUGUGUGAGGAGAAGUGUCAUUGCGGAGGACGAGUGAACGGGGACGUUUAAAGGGCUGUCAAGUUGGUGUUGUUUGGUUAGGCCCCGGGGCUGCACACAGGGUGAGUCAGGUCUGUCUGUGCGCUGGAUGUGGAUCAGGGCUCAUCACUGUGAGGGAGGAGACUCCAGGAAAAACAAGAGCUUUUAUAGACCAUCAUAUCAUGUCACACAGAGGACAACACACUCAAAUACACACCUGGAAACAUCGCACACUCCUACGAAAAAGUCCUGUGUGUCAACAUGGCUACCCACUGUGUGUUACUAAGCUUCACGAGCACAUUUAGUGGUGACCUUGUUGUGUUUGAGGGGAUUUAAUUUCUUGUUCGCUCAUUGUGACCUUAAAGAUGUUAUUUUUUACGAUCCUCUAACUUCCAAGCAAACAUUUCACUCAUGACUGUGAUUUAGAGGAGGUGUUUUUUCUCUUUGGUGUAUUUUUAUUACUGGUGCUUGUUUGUAAUGAACAAAUCCCAUCAUGUUGCUCCUUUAGUUCCAGGAUCAAAAGUUUCCCUCCUUUCAGAGACUGCAUAAUUCAUACUGCAUACUUCAUUUUUGUCACUUUUACUGGCUUAUUUACCCGUAUGGAGUCAUGUUUAGUUAUGUUGUGAUAAGAUGUUCCUUUUAUAGUCCCACGAGGGGAAAUUACCUUUACAUAUUUGACAUACUUCAAUCUGUUGAAAGUACUACAAUGUACCAGUUCAGCACAUGUUUGAUGUACUGUAUAUAACCAUAAUCUAGACCAGUGGUUCUCAAGUCCAGUCCUCCAGGCCCACUGUCCUGAUUCAAAUGAUUAGCUCGUUAUUAAGCCAUUACAGAGCUUGAUAACAAGCUGAUCAUUUGAAUCAGGUGUGUUGGAGCAGGGAGACAUCCAAAACAUGCAGAACAGUGGGCCUCAAGGACUGGACUUGAGAACCACUGAUCUAGACUACAACCCACUUUAUAACUAUUAUGCUAAAGGGAAGGGAGAUUUUAGUCUCAGUGCAUUAGCUUAAAGUUUAAGGACACACAUAAAUAUAACAGAAAAAAUACAAACACAUAAUGAGGAAGCUCACAGGGUGCUUCAAGUGACCAAAGAGCAAAAAUAAGAGGCCCCAAGCAAAGAAUAAAACACUUUGUGUCGUGCACAUGAUCCAUGUAGUUUUAAGAAAUACGCAACUUCUCCAUUGUGGAUAAAACUGGGGAUCUACCAAGACUCUUAAAUCCAGAAAGUACAUAUUAUGUUUUCCACAAAAGGGAAUUAGGAAUAAGAAACACAUUUGAAGGAUCUCAGAGAAACAAGUUAUUGUUUGUGCAUAACUUAUCUUGAGCCUAAAACAUGACUAUUUUAUACUUAAAUGAUAGUUUCAUUGCGCACGGAAGAUCAUUUUAUGUCUUUUUAAAUAUACUGUGUGCACAAGUUAGGAAAUAUCUGACCUUAUGACUUACUAUCUUGCACCAACAAGUUAUCUAAUGCACAAAUGAUAAUUACACUGUGUGCAAAAGAAAUAUGAAUAGUUCUUUUUUUUGCACAAGCUGAUUAUCUUGUGUGCAAAUGUUUUUAUCUUGCGAACACAAGAUAAUAAACAUGUUUCUAGAAAAAUAUGUAUCUGUAAUGUACACUUGGAUGUACAAGUUAUUAUCUUGUGCACACAGAUACUGGACUUGUUCUUUUUGUUGCACAAGAUCUGUUGCACACCAAAAAUAUUAAGCCACUUCAACCAAUUGAUUUAAUUAACUUGUGCCCACAAGAGGAUUAAUGAUCAUCAACAUUUAACAACAUUUAUGAUAAUUUCCUUGAAGUAAUAAUCACCAUAUUAAUCAUUUUGCACUGCAGACGCGGUAGUUCUUCUGCCUCAGUCUGAUUGCAUUUCCAUAAAGUAAUAAUCACAAAUGUUCUUCCUUGAGCUGCCAAACUCUGCUGCAGUCCGUAAUGGACUCAUCUGAAGUCUCAUGACAAACAAACAGCUGCUGGAAGAGAGUAGGUGAGUUGUGUUUAGUCUCUUUGCUAAAGAAACCAGGCAAAGUAAAAAAGAUAAUUGAUGACUAGUACUAUGGCUGGGACCCUAUAUGUCCUGUUGAUGAAGUUAGGUGGUGUUCUGAGCGUCAUUUGUGGCUAUAAAGUGGCUUUUUGGUUGAACAUGUGGCUCUCUAUAUUGCUAUCUGCGGUUGUUACUUAAGUUGGUGUAACUAGAGAAGCAAGCGGUCAGCAGCAUUCAUCUCUUGAGGGGGUGUCUAACUCAGUGUUACGGUGUGUUUGACCCUAACUUAAUUUUACGCCGGAAUAUCCCUUUAAGUGUGCACAUGGCAUUUAUCUUCUGUGUUGAGAAUAUCACUUAUUGGAAUGUCAGUGUGGUGAGCACAUGCAAAAACACUUCCCCAAAGAAUUUGACAAUUUACUGUCAAAUUAUGUCAUUAGACUUCAAAUAAGCCAAAUUUAGCUCGCAGGUUAAAAUCUGAGACAAGUUUUUUCAAGAUAUCAGGGGUAAAACACAAGGUCAAAUUCAUGUAAAUGCAAGUGCAGCAAACGAAUGUACAUCUUAAAACCACAGAUUCAAGAUUAAUGAUGUUGAAAUAUUUGUUGUACUGGCAGCUUUUCUGAAUCCCUUUAAGCAUUUCAGACCUCCUUUUUUAUAUGUAAUACUUUAAAAUAUGACGUGACACUGCAAUAACUCGAAACUAAGCAAAGGUUUUUUCUCUACAUGUAUUACUCGAAAAGAAUUUUUUCAUUGGAAAUCAUUGCAACUCAGGUCUUAUUUUGGCUUUCAAUAACUUGGACAAUACGAUAAUCUGAGUUUUUGAGGUGAAUGUGGUUUUAAGUGAUAUGAGCUAUUUUGAUGCAAAAUUAGACAGACAGUGAUUAAGAGUUGAGUUUUUUGCAGUGCAGCUCAAAUUCUUGGACAUUUUUCUGCUGUUUAGCGUAGAGUAUGGUCAUGAACAGGUUGGUAAAUUGGAGUUCUGUGAUGGAUGACGGGGAGACGGUUUUCACCUGCAGUAUUUCUGAAUCCUCUUUUUGUGGCUUUGAUCAUCCCACAGUGAUCAUGUUUAAGAUCUGUGUUGGUGUUUUUUGCUGUGGCUGCGUAACUUUAUAGAAGGCUUUGCUUAUUGACUUGUGUAAUGAGAGCCUAAUGCAUGUACUCAGCCAUGGUAGAAGAUUGUGUACGUGUGUGUAUGAGAGUGUGUGUGUGUCCCUGCUGAAUAACAAAGAGAUUAAAACGUAAAGCCUGCAGGACAGCAAAAGGAGAAAGGGUUGAACUCGCUGCAUGCUCAUUUUCCCAGCAGAGGACAUCUGAAGAGCAGGAUGAAACAUCAAUUUUCAGAGUUUACUCACAGUUAUACAGUCUUUUUUUCUCGUACUUGACUCCAGAGUGGAUUGAUUUCACUGAUUAUUGGAUGAAACUUGACUAAAAGAUGUUAGUGAUGCAAAAAUCUAUUUGUUUAAAAUCAUCUGCAGUGUAAUGAUGUAGUUUAACAGUACCAUGAACUAAAUUAUAGGGAUAAACAAAACCUCAUUUACGUUUCCUGAAGCAUAUUAAUCAGUGUGUUCUAGUUAUUGGACACAUUUCAGGACUUGCAGCCUGUAAGAAACAUAGCUGGCUGUCUUUUUGGGAAAACUGGUCGGGAAAUUUUCCUUCAAAUGAGCAGAAGACAUGCAGAGUAAAUGUGAGCAGCAGUUUGGCAUGGACUUAGCUCUGGUCCUGCAGCUGUAAAGGACUGUAAAGGUGAAACUGGCUGCUCAGCAUUAUCCACACAACACAGCAAGUCAUGAAGUGUACAGUAUAGUCAGGCUGCAGACAUACAGACACAAACCAGCCUCAGUGUGAUCAUCUGCGGACACCGGGAUAAUUCUUACAUCUGUUACCUGCUGUGUUAAAUGCUUGAUACUGAUUGGUCAGAAUCCUGUUACAAUGGUGAUUAACUCUCAGCAGCAAAAUCAACAUCAGGGACAAUCUGAUGACUCACCUCAUAUGAAAUCAAUGUGCAGGAAGAGGUGGUAAUGUCAGGGGUUUGAUCCUGGCUCCUGCUGUCCUCAACAAGAUAUCUGGCUCCGCCCAUCCUUGAGGUGCACAGCGGUGUGUGAAUUGAAGUAGUCAAAAACCAAUGGGCUCAGUGCAUAGCAGCCUCUGGUGUGAUUGGGUGAAUAUUAAGGCUGGGCGAUAAACUAGACAUUUCCCGAUACUGUAAUUUAUGGCAAUAACUGACGUCAUUUUGCCCAUAUUGGUAUAUUUGGUGUCAAAAACAUAAAUAAAUAAAAGUUGGUUUUUGAUGUGUGUAGGUAGGCUAUGGUCUCAUGUCCCUCAAAGACGCUGUCCUGCGUCAGAGACGUGACUCCACCCCAUCCAGUCCGUAACAAAGAGGGAAAGACAGGAGAUGAGAUGGAGGACGGUUCAAAAGUUGUAGCGGUUGGAGCGGCGGCUGAAGUAGACAAAGUUAAUGUGGGAGGGGGUGAGAAGAUUGUGGAGUAGUUAUCAUCCAUUUAUCAUAAUCAAGGUGAACUUCCCAAUAUAUCGUGAUAUUGAUUUGAGGCCAUAUUGCCCAGCCCUAGUAAAUGUGACAUGGGAUGUAAAAGUGUUUUGAGUGUUCAGAGGACGAGAGAAAGAGAGUUAUAAACCGAGUCAAUCAGCGUCUGUCAUUUUUGGCCAAAAUCUCAAAGUAACAUGAAUAUUUCUUUGAAGUGAACAUUCUUCACUCAGCACUCGCUGAGUUCACUUGUUGUGCAUGUGCUCUGACACUCCUGAAGGUCGUGCACAAUGCUUUAAUCGGGUAUCCUGACUUUGGAGGAUACUCUCGAUGUGGUUCUGACAUGAAUCUUUUACUGACUUUCAAGAUCAAGUUGGAUGCACUUUUACUUUCUCAAAUGUAUGCAAAUGUAUCUUGGAGUUUUCUUGUGGUGAAAAAAGGAAAAGAUGUUUUAAAUUUCAGUAAUGAAUUAAUUCACAUGAAACAGUGAAUAACAGAUUACUUUGAGAACAAACAUAAAAGGAUAUAUUAAAGCAAAAAGUAAUAUAAGUACUGUGAGAGGCUAUUGGGCUGACUAGAAGUGUAAAGUUUUUACCAGGUCAGGACAGAUUUUCCCUCCUGGUGAAGAAGCUCAGGUUCAGCCUGACUUUCUGGUUCUCUGAAGUACUCAAGCAGAGGUAAGACCUUCUGUCAGACAAACACAUCUCUGAAUUUGGAAAUAAGUGACAGGCUGUAGAUAUCUUCAUCUCAGGGGAUAGAGCAGGUCCUCCUGCUGUUGAAAGAUGGGCUGUUUGAUCUCCUCUGUCCUCAGGCAAGAUACUGAACCUCAGCCUGCUCCACAAGAGAGGGAGAGAGCAUAAAUGUGUGUUUUCUCUGGGUAAUCUGGGUGCAGUCUGAAGUUUUUUGUGGUGGGACACAUGUACAAGUCCAGUUAAUUUACUCCUUAUUUGGUCAUUUAAUUCAGGACAGAGCGGCUGAUGCAGGUUAUGAAAGAACAGGUCAGCUGAUGGAAAAAAUACUGAUGUCAGGUGGUUCAAAAUACUACUACUACUACUCCCAAUGAUCAUGGUAAUGGUAUUCAUGAUAAUAUAAAAUAUCCUCCAGGGACUACCAAAAUUCUGUCCAGCCUUUGUCAUUUUAAAAAUGAUAAAAAUGAUUAAGAGUAAGUAUAGAAAAACCACAGAACGUAAAUUUAGAAAAUCAUUAUUUUAUAAACAUUGCAACCUAAUAAACAUGGUCAUCUCAGCCGGUUACAUGAUUGACUGUUAAUUUAUUAUAGAUUACAGAUAUAGAUUUUAAAAUAUGACUUAAAUUUAAGUUGGGCGCAACCUUGAACUGCAUUAUUUUUAUACAUCAUUCAUCAGAUUUAAUUUGUUGUAUUUUAGGGUGGAUAAUGUAAUAGCCUACUUUAGGAAAGAUGGUGGUAACAUCAACUUUGUGAGGGCCAAUGCCAAAGUGAUGCCAAUUAUUUCAAAAUGUAAAUAAUCAGCCUGGGUAAUGGUCGACAGAUUAAUUGGUGUGUCUCUAUUUAAUGUGAAUGCAUCAUAGCAGUGCAAAUAUUUAGAUUCCUUUUUGUAAUGCCAAACAGUGUCUGAACUACACAAGUCGAGUGAAGUCAAUGUUUAUUUAUACAGCACAUUGAAAAACAAUUGCAGUUUAACCAAAUGCUAUACAAGUCACACUAUCAAAGACAAUUAUGGGUUAAAGACGCUGAAAACACAAUAAGAAGUCAAUAAAUAAAAACUAGUUAUGAGAUAUUGUCAUACUCAACUUGUAUUAAAAGCUAAGUUAUUGAACUGUGGAGGGACUAAGCACUUUUAAUAUACAGUAUAUAAAAGCAGCAAGUAACAUCUGCAGACACUGCAGGCAGCAGUUGGUGUCACUGCCAGUGAGUAAUGUUAAAAUCCCCUAAAAUGAUGAAAUGUUUUUCUUCUCAAUGACAGUAAAUCUAGAACAGUUACCGGCUCAUGUUAAAUAUUGAUUAUAUGAAGAUAUAUGCAGAUUGAUGUGUCAGACAAAAGUAUCAGUAUCAUAGAAAUAUGUGUUUCUGAUUCAUGAACUCAUGCUGACUCAGUAAGAUCCAAUCUGGUGUAUUAAUCUGUAAUUUGAAAGGAAUAAUGGGUGUAAUUGUCAUGAAAUUUUGGUGUUAAUCAAAUGCAAAAUCAAAACAUAAGAAAAGUACAAUAACAUGAUAGAGGCAUUAUAAUUUCACCAUCAGCUGACCAGCUCUCUGAUUAUCAUCCGUGUCUGUACAAAGCUUAUCAUAGGAGGUUCUUGACAGGAAAGAUAGAUCUAUAAGAAGAGUCAGUGUCACCAACGAAGGACCAUCUUAUGUGUAAAUGACAAACAGUAGAUGACACACUGCAGCACAGUGUGAACAGGAUAUUAAAGCAGCUGAAUCCCUCUCUGUCCUGACUGUCUGUUGCUGGUUUCCAAACUGAAAAUGGGCCACAGCACUGUGGGAGCAGCAGAUCUACAUCCUGGCCUGCUUCUGGAUCUAAUAUGUUUUUCCACCAUGAAUUAAAGAUGUCAGGGAUGUCAGAACAUCUUCUGAGUUUCUGUGACCUGCAGCGAUGCUUUGUGUGCAGGGCUCUGGUGGGUUCAUGCCAUCUGCCAGCAGUGUUUUCAUGGUCGGUGGGCUGCUGUAUGAAAGAGGAAUAAGACUGGCUUAAAAAUGCAUCCCCCCUUCUUCAAAAACACACACACACAAACACACACUCAUCCAGCUGCAGAACGAUAUGUGUGUGUUUCCUUUACUGUGAAACAUGACCCUGUGGUGUCAGGUGUCAGCAGUUUGACUGACUAUCAGAUGAAUGACAGGAGAGGAAGCAGAGGGGCUGUGAACCCUGGAAAAAAACAACAAGAAAAUAUGUCAGGCUUUCUAAAUCACCUGAGGAGACAAGUCUGACUUUUCUUCAGAGGAAACGUUCUCUAUGAUGUGUUCAGAAAACAUUUAGAAGUAAGAGGUAGCAGUAGAGACAUGCCUACUUUUUUAAGCAUUGGUAUCUGGUAUGAGAGACUCCAGUACGGCCCCUGACUGAAGAAUUUCCAAGAUCACCUGUAUUUCCUAUUUUUGGCCUCAGGUCAACUACUUUUGCUCUGUUUCAGGAUUACUUUUAGAGUUUUUCAUGCUUAUAAUAAGAGAUGGGAUGGCAGACAGGCACAGAUAGAGAACAGAGGGAGUAGGGGAAUUAAAUAUAUAGCAGAUAUAGUGAUGCACAUUGUUGCAGCACUAAGUAUUUCAGCAGUUGUAUGUUCUUCCAGUGCAUUCAUUAUUUCUGUGCAUAAAGCUCAUAUAGCAGCAAAACUUACUGCAAAUUCGUAAAUAGAUCCUCACUCUGCUAAAAAACAAUUCAAUAAAAACAAAUAAAUAAAACAACAAUUUUACUUAAUGUCUGUUUGCAUGUUUUUAUACUUCAUACUCAAAGGCUAUCAUGCACACACUUCUAUGUCCUCACAUAGGCCCACACUUAUACAUGACUUGUUUCACACAGGGUGUUAAUGCUGGAAAAUUUGAAAAACAUGUAGUCCAUUUAAUAUUUGCUGUUCAUCAAAACUGUUCUCGUUGUUUGAAAUAAUAUCCAUGUUAUUGUCUAUUGUUGUAGAAACUGUGUGCAAAAGGGUGAAAGAAUCAUGAUGAGUGGAAACAGGUGUGUAAAUGGUAGAGGACGUAAAGUCUAAGUGCCCUGGUCGGGGAGUUUCAGAGAAAAGGUUACGAUAGCGAUGGUGCUGCAAUUUUGAAUUGAUCCUUUUAGCCGUAGUGAGUUCAUGGUGUUUUACAAGACGAAGUUCUUCAGCCUGUGAUAAAGAACAAAGACAAAGAAAAGAGGUCCUGCUGAUGUGAAAUAUCUCAGUAACUAAAACCCUGUAAUAAUUUCCCUUAAGCUUCUCUUUGAAACUCUAAGCUCUCUCCUAAAGCUUUUUAUUUUAGCACUGCUGCAGUUUAAGUGUUUGUCCAGCAGAUGUCAGUAUUGUAACACACAAUAUGUGUCAUUUCUGAGCACCAAGACACCCAGACGUACUGUGACUCAGCCUGAGCAUCUGUGUUUAUCCUUCAGUCUGGGACAUUGGUUAGACUGACUUUACUGUAAAUGAUGAUGCGUGUGCAAACACUCGGUCCGUUUGGGCUGAACCCACAGAGAUGCAGGAAAGAGUUUAGAUUGUUUUGUUUUAUUGUUGUCAUUAUGGAGGGUUUCAUAAAGUUUUCAUUUUCAAGUGGAAAACCUUAUUUAUUAAUCUCUCAACACAGUUUCAUCUUAUAAAAUGACCAGUCAAAGCCGCUUUCAUUUUCUUGUGAACAGGCUGACACAGUGGGUGGUGGUGUGUGUGAUCCCACUUAUAUGAUAGUAUUUGGGCCACAUCAAAGACAUUUUUGUUUUAACAUUUUUAAGAUUCUAAAUACAAGAUUAAAGUCAUAAUGUUACAAGCGUAAAUUGUUAUUAAAGGAGAUUAAAGCCCCUGUGAGGAACUUUUAGUUCGUGUCAGUUUUGGCGCCCCCUCUGGACAAAACAGUCACAGGUUACAUUGUCCCCAACAUGCCAAAUCAGCGACUUUCAACAAAAAAAGAUCUUACCCUGCUGACUUUCAAAGGUCAAACAUAUUUUAUAUUAUUAAGUAGAAAUUGCAAAACAGGUAAUUUUCCUCAUGCUGUUCAGCUGACACCCACCUCCUCAGUUUCAGGUGCAAAAAAUUUCAUUAAAUACUUUGUCACUUAUGUCCCUCAUGGUGUUGUUUGCUUUUGGAUACCAUGAUUGAGGACCAGUAUUAAUUUUAGUUUAUCUCAUUAACAUUAAAAAUUUACUCGUAGGUGCUUUAAAGUCAUAUCGUUAUGAGAAUUAAGUUGUAGUCAAGUCAUUAUAGUGCAAAAUAAGAGUUGUUAUUCUACGAGAAUUAAAAUCAUUAUAAGAAUAAAUUUGUGAUGAAGUCAUGCUUUUAGUUAACGGUGAGCAGCCAGCAAUUUUCUAUAGAGUAGACCUACAACUCCUUUGUAGUCAUGAGAUAAAGAGAAGACCAAAUGCAGCUGCAACAAGCCGUUGCAAGAGUAAAAGUAGCAUCACCACUGUGGACGUUUUUCCACUGUGUACAAAACCUUCUGCAGAAGUCCAGUUGUGAGUUAACAACUGCAGAGAGUGUAGCAGAGACAACCCAAAGCAAGAGCAGUCAGUGAACUUACAUUUCUCUGAAGUGGAGGACCAAAGAUUUUACCGAAUAAUGGUGUGUUUGGAACAGGAUCCUGAGACAUAUCCCUGUCUGCUCUGUAUGAUGUGAUCCCUGCACACAUUCACAGUCUGAUCCACAAUGUGAGUGACAAUCUAAAACUACACAUCUUAAAAUACAAACACAUUAGUACAUGACAGAAACCUCAUUAGUGUCAGAGCAGGGUACUAUUGGUUACAGCUAAAAAAUCCAUAUUGUGCAACCUAAGUUUGAACAGCUGACAGUAUUGGGUGUGAAAUCAGAGGUUUUGUCCCAUGGUGGUAGCUACUCAUGUUGUUUGAGAGGCUGCUUCUCUCUUUACAGGAACACACAUUAAUUACAAACAUGUCACACUGGCCCAAAAAUAAAACAGAGUCUUUAAAAACCCUUUAUUAGUCGAAGUGCAGAUCAUAGCGUGUGUGUGUUAUGCAGCGCACACAGUCUCAGCAGAAGCCAUAUGGCUGCUUUCCCAGUGAUCCCCUCUCCUGGCUCACAGUCAGCCAAAUGGAGCCUCCAGUGCAGAUGGGACUCAGCCAGCCCAGGUGGAUUGUGGGUAGAAUCGGGCGGUGCCCAGUGAUGGGUAAAUUAAUUCUGGAUUAGGGAAGCCCACUGGCAUUACUAUGAUCACCUGGCAUGUUGUGUCUGUUAAGGUAUGUGUUUGUGUGUGUUGCUAACCCGGUGCAGUCGUCCUCAUGAGUUUUCAUGUCUCACCUGAGUUCAGAUGUAGACUGAACUGCAGUCUGACUCUGCCUGAGGUGCAGACAUGGAGCUCAGAGAAGUCAUUCAGUCAGAGGAUGAAGCUGGGAGUUAUUCCUAUUAAUCCACUAAAUGUUGCUGACUGACAGAAGUAAAUCCACUAUGUUGAUUUGUGCAGAAAUAAGAGCACCGCUCAGCAGUUUAUCAUAUGGUCAUGACUUCUUCACAGCAGUACAAGAAAAGAAAACCUUGCAUAUCCAUCUGCCUUUUUUGCCUCUCUGCUUUUGCUUAAUUAAGCCAUGACUCUGAGUUUAAUGGAACCACCUGACUCUGGCUAAGAUGGGUCUGUGCACAGCCCUGUUUCCAUUAACUAUCACAAAAAAGCACUAUAUUAUAUAGAUAUGUUCUGUUAAUUUAGUCUUCUUCUCUUGGUUUUAUUUGUGCAUUUUGUGUGUUUUUCCUAGUGUUUCUGUUCCCCAUGUAGUCCAGUCUUUUGAGUUUACAGUUUAUGUUUGACCCUGUUUCCCUCCUGUUCUCAGUGUUUUAUUCUUUAGAUCAGUUUUCAGUGUUUCCUGUUUUAUUUUGUAGUAGUUAAUUCCUUGUGUUUCUAGUCUUGCUUUACUUCCCUAGUUUGCCCUCCUUCGUUAAUCACCUGAGUUUCACCUGUGUCUCGUUAGCCUCACCUGUGUCUCGUUUGCCUCACCUGUUGCUCGUUUCCCAGCGUGUGUAUAAUAGUCUCUGUCUUCCCCUCUGUCUUGGUUGUUUCAUUGUAUGUCGAUGUGUAUGCUUGUGUCCCCUGUUGCUCCCUGUAUUUUAGCCCCAGUGAUUUUUGUGGAUUUUUCUCCUUUGUUGCUUUUUUCAUUUAGUUCUUUUAAUUAAAUCAUUUUUUUGUUCUGCAUUUGGGUCUUUUUCUUUGUUUAACCCUGCACGUCAUGAUAGUUGUAUGGUAUUACACCAUAUUGUACUAAAUGUUAUCAGAUGGUUUUGGAUCCCCUUGGAUAUGUAUUGUUUUAUUUCUCACUUUAUGUAUUCAUAUUAUAUGAUAUUGUAUCUGUUAUUUAAUGUCAUAUUAUAUUGCAGUGCACCAUAUACCACUGAACUAUAUGUAUCAUACUGUAUUGUGUGUCACUGUGUGAUUGUCACUUCUUUAAAUGGUAAAUUCCAUUUUGCAUCUUUGCCGUUACACAUAAUUCAGCCUCACGGCAUUUUUCCAUGCAGCUUUAGCAGUAAGUACUGUCUGUUUGCAGUUUGUCCAGUAACUUCAUCUAAGAACUGUAUGUAACCUUAGCUGCAGUGAAUAUUGAUGCAGUUGGUUUGGUGCAUGUGCAUUUCCUUUUAUUUGAGUCAUCAGUUAUAAUGAAACAAAUCAAAUUUCCAGGACAGAGAGACUCGGAGAGAGUUUUCUUGUUUCCUCAGGUUCUUCUUUUGGUGCAAACAGCUGUUGCAGAUCAGAUGAGUUUGUUGAAUAGACCUUAUCUCCUCUGAUAUUUAAAACAAAAACCUCCUGAUGUUCAGACAGGUGCAUCUUCAUCUUUGUGUCUCUGGCUCUCCUCUCCUGCAUGCACUACAUCAUCUCCCCCUGCGGCGGUGUGUCGAUGCCAAAACCUUUUUUCUUUCCAUCCUUUUGCGGUUCCUCUCAGGUUACCUGGGCGGUUUCUUCAAGUGUCCAUCAAUUUUUUUCUUUUCAGCAGCUUCUAUUUUUAAACCUCCAGCACAGAAGCUUGUGUUUCCUCAGAGGGCACAGAGGUAUGAGAGAGGCAGAACAGAGACAGAGAGAUAAGAGGGUGGACGUAGGAGAGAGAGGAGAAAGAAGAGAGAGAGGAGACAGAGGUACACAUGAAGCUGAUGGAAACAGUAAAAACAAAGAUUGUGAGUGUCUGGAGUGAAGGCCGGUGGCACAGCGGUGUCUGGCUGACUGCCAGGUGGAGAGGAUAAAUGGAGGAUGGAGAGAACAGAGGGAGGGAGGGAGUCCUGGAGUCUGGUACUGCUCCAGGCUUCGGGUUUCCACUGAGACCACUAACUGGAAGGAGAGAAAACAGGGAGGAGAGAGUCUGACAGACUGAUUCUAGCUCUUGUGUUUUGUGAUUAAUGCUGUUUCAUUCAAGCAGAAAUUAAUAAAUAACCACUGACUUAAAAAUGUUACACUUAAAGGGAUAUUCAGGCAUAAAUUUAAGUCACGGUCAAACACACCAUAACACCGAGUUAGACACCCCAGAGAUGAAUGUUGCCGUCUGCUUGCCUCUCUAGUUAUACUAACUUUAGCAACAACCGCACAAUAGCAAUACACAGAGGUCUACGUCUCAACGCGCAAACUUCAACCAAAAAGCCACUCUAUAGCCACGAAUAAUGUUCAGAACAGCAUCUAACUUCAUCAACAGUACAAAUAGAGUCCCAGACAUAGUACUAGCCAUCAAACAUAUUUUUAGCUUUGCCUUAUUUACCUUGGCAAAGAGACUAAACACAACUCAUCCACUCUCCUCCAGCAGCCGUUUGUUUGUGGGGGAGCCCUGAUGAGUUGAUCACCGAGUGCCGAGUGUCUAACUCUGUAUUAUGGUGUGUUUGACUAUAACUUAAAUUUACGCCGAAAUAUCCCUUUAAGUGCUGUGAGAAAUUCUGUUUUUAAAAUAGUCUCACUCUGUGUCUCUUCAAGACCUACAGGGUUGGUUAUUGCACUGUAAUGGUUUUGGUGCAUGUGUUUAGGUUGGAUUUUCUGUGAAAUGUGGUGCUACCUCGUGGACCAAUCACAGAGCUUGUGUAGCUUCAGUGUAGGUACACAACUACCUGAAUGUACAGUAAAUACUACAGUGGAGAUUUGGUGUUGAUGUAUAAAUCAGGCUUUAAUUUCUUCUUUUACUCCUUUUGUAAAUUUGUCUCUUGGUUUAAAUGAGAUUAUCAUCCAGAGGAGCAAGUUUAAGAUGAUCGGUUAUGAAUUAUUUUACUCUCUCAGUCAGACAGCAUCAUAUCAGAGAUGAAGGUCUUCCACUGGACCAGAUCCGUUUUUAGAAACCCUCUGGUUUGGGCUUCAUGUCUCCAUGUAAUGCUGGAGGAGACAGAGUGAGGAAUGAUGAGGAAAGAUGGAAGACAAAGGUCAUAUCUCUGCUCAGUCGAUUCACACUAAAGAUUUUCUAACAGCUCUGCCACAGGCUGCUUUCUAAAUGUAGUCGCUGUGAGGCUCAGAUUAAAAUACAGUCAGCAGAUCUGAUCCUGCGAGACAGACCGUCUGGAUGUGUAGAGGCUGAAAUUAAGACACAAUUUAUCGUGAUAAUUACAAAGUGAAGAUCUUAUUUGUUUUUCUUAAAUCUACUUUUUGUCAGAGCAUCUUAUCAUUGAGUCAUAUUGGUGUAAAGAGGUGUGCCUCAAGUGAUACUAGUGCUGCAUCAAAAACAGGCUGAGAGAGCUUGUGAUGUUUCAAUCAUGUUCACUUUUUUGUCAUUUUGAUUAUAGUCACAGGUGCAUCUUUAUAGUUGCCAUAUGAUAUAUAACUUUAACCUGUUUUUGCUCUUUUAAUUGUCUGUAUUUCACUUAUCCUUGAGAAGAACAGAUGUAGUCUAUGUGUUGUCUGUUGGUUAUUAGUGCUGCUUAUGCGCUCCAGUUUAAAUUUCAUUCAUGUGAAAAAAUCCUGACGAUUCUGUGACACUUUUGCAUUUUGACCACUGUAGUAUUUUCCUCUAUUUCUGCAUCUGUGAGCGUGUUCGUGCGUGCCUUGCAGCGUGACAACAGUGGGCCAUGCAUAUGCAUGAAAUGCGGCACUGACACAUGGCCUCUUCGGCUGUGAUAAGGACAUAAAGUAGGAGAAACUCUCCUCUGAAAAGUUUCUACAGAAGUUGACAUGCAUGCUAAACAGGAGUGCUCUGACCUAAUUUGAUCUCUGCUGAAACUUAGCAUGUCGAUCUACCUUCUUACCAUUUGAGGUGUCAAGACUUCAACCAAUUUAAAGUGUAUUUUGCUUUCUUUGGGAAAGACGUGGUGCUAGCUGCUGCAUUACUUAAUUAACCCAACCAAACUGCCUCCAGAAUGAUCCUGUCAGCUCGCAGGUUGUUCUUGGUGGGAGUAAGAGCAGAAAUCCUGAGUAUCUGUUUAUUUGAUCAGGCAGCUUUACUUUGACUAUAAUGGCAGUAACUUUAAGAGAAGAAAUAAGACACAUUAACAAAGCUAUAAAAGCUGAAUUAUCUGUAUACUCCUGGCUCAUCAAGGGCCUACUUUCCUGCUCGAGCCCCAGAUAGUCCUACCCGCUGUUCUCCUCAUUCUGAUGCCCCUGCUGGAGAAAGUGUAUUCUGCAAUGCAAACAGACAGUGUUACAUCUUGGCACGGUUAUGAAUAACAGACAUGACUUAGCUGGACUUACACAGCUGAUAUUUCUCCGAGGAGUUGGUUUCAUCCUCCUAAUGCUCGGCCUGUUUAGCCUCAUAUCAGAGCCAAUGACACUGCCCUCUUCCUGUGAUAUCUGCCUCUAUGUUCACGACCAAAACCAAACUUCUACCAGAUCUAUGUUCGGUCUGUCUCUGCUCUGAUCUAUUUUGACUUUGUGCCCCUUUGUCUGUCAGCACCUCCCUGGCUCUGUUUUCAGAGUUAAACCUGCUGUUGUGACCUGACAGGUGUGCAGGUAAAGUGGCUGAAAGAUAAAUACGGGAAAAAUCUUUGAUCCCUUUUUCUUAAAUUUAAUCAAUCGUUCCCUCUUGCAUCUUUUCUUUUUAUCUCAGUCUUCAAUUAGCCAUGCUCUCUCUCUCUUUCUCUCUCUGUCUCUCUCUCCGUGUGAGUGUGUGAGCGAUGACUGAGGACAGCUCCUGGCUAUAAGUGAGGAAGCAGAUGCUGUGGUCGUGCAGAGGAAAUGAGCCUCAUUACAAAGGCUGCAUGGUUAAUCUAUAACCCGCUCUGUCCACUUUUAUCACCUUCAGCUGAGCGAAAAUCUGCUCUUCAGCUCAUCAGACGCUCUUUGUUCUCUUUUACCUCUCUGUGUGACUCUUAACAACAACAACAACUCAUCAUGGUGCUGCGGGAAACUCAAGCUGUUGCUCAGGUUUAUGACUUUAAGUUAUUUGCGCAACAUCUGUGUGUGUGUGACAUGGUUAUUUUGGUUUGUUUUCAAAUGGAACCAGUUUAUAUUGUUUCUACUGUUAAAAGUAUGCACACUACAAACAUUUUGAUGGAUCCUUCCUCCAUAAAAAAGCUUUGUUUGCAGGUUCACAUCAGAAAAAUACAAGAGUGUUGAUGUUAAAUACUCAUGACAGAGGCGGUAACCCCUCUAAACCAGGCCUGACUGUCACCUCUUGGGAGGUUCAACAGGGUCGUCCAUCAAAAAUGCCGUAUUUAUCUGACAGAGGCAAAAACCUAAAUAAUAUAAAACAAAUAUCCUGAACACUGAAAGUAACAAGAGCAGACAUAAACAUACAUGUUAGGAACAUCUCUGCCAUGCCUUGUCUCUGCCCGUCUAGAUACUGUUUGGUUAAAGAUGUUUUUAUUUUUUUUAAGUAUGCAGCUAAAACACAUAGUCCCUUAGAUUUGAUGCUUCACAGUUUCCAUGGUGACACUAUUUUUAACAGCUGACUUGUGAAUCAAUCAAUUAAUCAAUCGAUUAAUCAAACUUCAUCUACAAAGCCUCAAUUCACAACAAAUGUUAUCUUAAGACACUUGACUGGUCUAGACCAGACUCCAUUUACAAAGACAUAGUUUACAGAUGAUGAUUUUUUUUUAUUUAGCUCCAUCCUGUAAGAGCAGACCCACUCCCAUCCCCUAAUUUUCAAACACAUGGGUGAAACACUUUAAAGCAUUUAUCAAGUUACAGUGGAGAGGAAGAACUUCCUUUAACAGGCAGAAACCUCGAGUAGAACCAGACUCAUGUUAGACAGUCAGCUACCGAGACUGAGCUGGGUUAAGAGAGAGGAGAGAGGGAGAUGUAGAAAGAUAGAGAUGGACAGAGAAGAGACUGAUGCACAAGUUAAAGUUAGUCACGAGUUUGUAAAAGCAGCUGGAAGGCAGGCAGGUCAACAGCUGCAGAAUGUCUGCAGCAGCGAUCCAGAGGAACCUACAGCAUGAUGGAGACCAGGGACUCCAAGAAAAGACUGUAUCAGUGACUCUAAUGAGACAUGAUGAUUCAAAGUGAAUGACAUGGACAGAAAGAGGAUAGAGAAGGAAGAGAGAUAGGGCAGUCUAAACCUGAGAGCUGGCUCAUAUUAGCCUGCUUUAUUAAUUUUCAUUUACAAAGUUCAUCAAUAUUAAGUCUUAUACCAGUACCUGAUAUUGAGAUAUGGUGUAGACAUGAACACAAAACCAGGAUACUAACUGUAAAUCUGAAGUCACACUUUUUUCUUUGGAUUGAUUUGAUAUGAUGCGGACGAGCAGGCUGUUUCUUGUGUUGUUCUCACUAUUCAAAAUGACAGUUUCCCCCUUAAUUAAUACACACAAAUACUGAAAUGAUACAAACAAUUCUUAAAACUCAAAGCUUGUGAAUCAAACAUGACUUCAAACCAACGUUAAAAAAUAAACUAAUGAGCAGGUUCGUUAAUACUUGACCUAUUACCAACCUGUCCAACACCUGUCUUUGUCUAAAUCAAUUGAUAAUGGUCACCUGUCCUGUAUAGACUCAACAUAAGGACUCCUUUCUCUCCUUAUAUAAGUUUGUUUUUAUUUUGUAAAUAUUUCUGUAAAUGUUGAACUGUGAAACUAAAACCUAAACUUUAAAGGGAACGUUUUUAUACCCAAGAGGAAUUUGGUUCAAGUAUUUCCAUUCACUUCUGGUUUUUGGCUGUAAUGAACUCUGCAGCCUCUAGGGGGCAACAUAGAGUCAUUACACUUACAGCUUUGAUUGUGUUUCUUUCUACUAUUCUUGUUAAAAUCAAGAGCUCAUCCAUUUUUUUCUUUCUGCACUAAUUAUUUUUACAGUUUUUUUGUUGAUAUGUUCUGUAUUUGUUUUGUUUACUCAUUUUUCCUCCGAUUUUUUCCGUAUAAAUAAUUGGAUAUUAGAGAAAAUAGCUUAUUUUCCUUUGUCUUUUCCUCAUUCUCUUCUAGCAAUGGCAGAAACUAGAGUGAGACAAAGUAAUUCAUAUGUCCCACAGGAGUAUCUUUGUGAAUAAAUUAUGAUCGAUCAGCUCCAAUCAAGCGUGAAUCUGGCUGCAGCUCAUCCUAUCCACCUAAAAAAAAAGCCACCGUUUGUUGGCCACAGUCAUAAGUUUCCAUCUGAUCCUCUGUGUCUGCUCCAACCUGUCUGAGUGUAACUAAAGCUGGAUGCCUUCAGGCCUCUUCCCACCAUAUAUCCCAUCUGUCACCGCUCUGAGUCUUUCUGCAGCUGAUUGACUGCGUCUGGCAGGCAGGUGAGGAGUGUCAGCAACAAAAGCUUUUCCUCCUCCUGGAGCUGAAACACCUUAACAAGUCCACAAAGGACAAGCAGACGGCCCACUGCAGUCACCCUGCAGCUCUUUCCCACUGCUGUCACAGCUCUAUUGAUCACAGUUAACCCAUCGCUGGAUCAAUAACAGUGUUCGCAGUCUGCCACCUGAUAUGAGAGGAUCUGACACCUUAGAGCUGCAGUGGAAGGGCGCGGUUUGUCUCAAAAACAACACAUAAACAUCCACAUUCAGAGACAACUCUGGGUUUAGAAAAGGAAGAAACUUGAUGAUAGUGACCUGGACAUGUAAGGGAUUGUCAUACAGAGAGAGAGACAAGGGCAGAGAGUGAUGAUGGCAACGACGAAAACGCAGUAAUUCACACACUCUUUAGGGCCACAACGACUAAAUCUUAUUAAACUUUUCACAAAAAUAAAUAAAAUAAAAUGAAAUAAUUUUUCAGAGGUGCUGACUAAUUCAAAACCAAUCUUUAGAAAAAUAACAUGUCUUUUACCAUUAGGAGUUACUAACUGGUGUGGUUCCAAGUAAAAUAUAUUAGAAAUUAUUCAAACAAGAAAACAAACAUUAAGGGAACAGAUAAUUAACAACUGAAUAUUUGAUUUCUGUGUUAGAAACAGUAUUUAAGUUUCCUUUGUUGGCUUCAUUUGGCUUUUUCAUGUAUUGUAGUUUCUUAUAAUGAGGUGCCCUUUGAAUGCCUUUUCAGUAGGAAAAACACAUUAAAAAGUACCCUCUGGAUAUGCAUCCAGUAGAAAACAAAGCAUGAAAAAAAAAGGUCCUCUGCAUACCCUUCCAAAAUAAAAUAAUAAAAACUGCCCUCUGGAUGCCCUUCCAAUAGAAGAAUAUGUAAAGUAGUCUUGUGGAAGCUCCCAAAAAGUAUUCUCAAGAAGCCCAUCGAGCAUAUGAAACAGUUAAAAUGCUCACUGGAUGCUCUUCCAGCAGUAAAAUGUUAAAAAAGUGACCUAUGGAGUUCCUCCCAGGAAAAACAUGAUGAAAUUGAUCUUUGGAUAACCCCUCCAAUAAAAAAAAACACAUUUAAAAGAGCCCCUAUGGUUACCCUCCCAGUAGAAGAACAUAAUUCCUUUUAUAAAGUGCCCACUGGAUACCCUCCUACUACAAAGACAUUAUAAAGGCAUGUUAAUGCAUGUACUUAUGUGAAAGCUCUUUCUUGGAUGCCCCUCUGCAAGAAAAAUGUACAAAAAACCCUCUUUGAUUCCAUUGUAGAAGAAAAACCUUAUAGAGUACCCUCUGGAUACCUUUAAAAAACAUGAAAAAAGGCCUGUUGGAUGCCCUUCCAAUGGUAAAACAUAAAAAAAGUGCCCUCUUAGAUUUAUGUGGAAGAAAAAGAACAUGAAAGAAGUGCUCUCUGGGUGCCCCUCCAGUAUAAAAAUAAUAAUUAUAGACAAAAGGCCCUUUGGCUGCUCUACCAGUAGAAAAACAUGACAACAUGCCCUACCUCUCCAGUUGAAAACCCUAAAAAAAAAACCUAGGAAAAAAAAUUCUAAAAUGUAUAUUUCUAUUUAAUACACAUGUUGAAGUGGUCUCUUAAUGGAAUUCCAGUAUUUAAAAUAAUUUAAAAAUCCCACUUAAGGCAUCCCCUGAGGUGCAUAAACUGCAGAAAGCACAAUAAGUGCCCCCUGAAAAAUUACCCCUCUGCAACAAGCCAGGUCUUGUUAAAAAUGACUUCAGAAACAUUAUUAGAAAGUCCAAACAUAACAAAAGAACAAAAAGGAGUGUCUCCGGCCUCACCAGCUGGUCAGGAGCUCCCUCACUGUGAACGACAAAGACCUGUAAAUCUUUAAUCCAACAAAAUGACCACAAUGGAGUUUUUAAAGGUGAAGACAACAGCUCCUCAUUGAGGUCUUUAUUACGAACAAACAGGGAAAUGGUGCAUUCGUAUGUUGGAGGACUAUUUCAUCUGCAGAUUAAUCCACGUUUGGUGCUCUAGUGAAUAUUUGGGGCAGCAGAACUGUGAAUGUGUGAUUCAUUUAAAAUGAACUCAACAUGUAAUGAAGAGAAACGUCACCCAAAGCAACAACUCAGCUCACUGUUUUCUUUUUAUAGCAUUUGGCCAGCGAGAAAGCUACAGAGAAAAAGGAUUUAUUAAAAGUUUGCUUUAGGUUUGGAAGGGAAUAUUUGAAUCUGCAGGUGCCCAGAUUUCAGGUGCAUGAAAGGAUGGAGAUAAAAAAAAAAGACAACAUUAUUAUGCUGGUGUUAAGUUUCCGGUUUUCUUCUUAGAGAGGCUUGUAGAAAUGUGGGCUGCUGUUUUUAAUGUAUUUAACUAAUGGAAAAAAUGUCAAAAAGUCUGUAAAAUACAGUCCAGUAUAGUACAGUCUGUGUUUGUGUUUGAAAUCAUUAUCAGUAAAUUCACACACUUACAAAUAGAGGUCAUUAACAGGCAGUGUUAAUGGCUGCUGAUGGGGAGAGGUCAGAGGUCAAAGGUUUCCUUUUCCAUUAGGGGGCCACAUGUGGAGCAGAUCUGUUCUGUGUGUGUGUGUGUGUGUGUGUGUGUGUGUGUGUGUGUGUGUGUGUGUGUGUGUGUGUGUGUGUGUGUGUGUUUCCCUCAAUAAACCUCUUUUCCCUGAGGAGAGACAGACCAUCACUAUAAGUUAAUUAUUCCCUGUGAUUAAUGUGAGGAGAGCCUGUAUCCUGCACGCACAUUGAUACUGACAAACAUACAGCAGCUGUUGCGAUGCGGACGGUCCUACUUCUUUACUUUGUAGAAAAAUAACCCCAAGAACUUCACCAGAAAGGUUGACCUUUGUACACCAGCAUGUUCAUCAAACUCAGCCCUCCUGCAGACCUCAGUAGGUUGAUGGUCCUUAUAUGUAAAUCAUGCAUGUAAAAAAUAUUAACAAUGUGAAUACAACUGGAUUGAAAGCUGAAACCAAACAACAUGAAUUACAUUUUUUAUUCCUUUAUAUAAAAAAAAUUAUCAUUUAUUUUAAGACAUGAAAACAUGAAAACAUGCAUGUUUAUUUCUCUACAUGCAUGAAACUCUGGACAUUAUUUGAUUGAUUCAAUUAUCAGUUUAGGUCAAAGUCUGAACUCAGAGUCCUCCUCCACAUCAACACUUUCACCUCCUCCUGCUGUCUCUCUUUAACUUUGACCUGAAGUGUCCACAUCUACAAUCAGUGACAGACUUAGGGUGUACAUCAGCACUGCCUCAUUGGGGUCUGUAGGUCAGAGCUGGAGUCUGCUGUGGUGAUACGCUACAGUACGUAUACAGUACACUCACAAUGCACACACGCACACAUAAUUCAAUCUACACACAGCACAAUACCCACAAUCCAUCUGAACCCUGAGACCUACUGUACUCCUUUCUUUCUGUUCAAUGCAGCUGUUUAAAAGAACCAAUAAUGUAGAGAGAAGUGAGCAGUGAAUGCACUGAAUGUGUACGCUUGCUGUGAGUGUGUGAGUCUGAGUGUGUGUGCUGUGGCGUGAUGUGCUCCAUGUUGGACAAAGACAAACUCAGACCAUGCUUCUAUCAGAGAGCGCACAUUAAAAACAUUUACAUAUUAGAGUUUAGAGUGGGGUCAGGAAAGGACAGGAAAAACUCUCUUUAUCUUCUGCUUAGGGUUCUUUCUGAGCAAACCUCGAGUUCAUUUAUCACGACUGUCGUCUGUGGAGCUGAAAAGACUGAGUCGCUGUUUCUUGUGUGUUGUCAGAGGGAACAAUGCUGCCUUUUUUCUCCAGGGAAGAUUAGUAAAUAAAUACUUAAUACAGAUGUUACUGAUGAAAUGCAAAUGAUAAAACAGCGAUUUGAUUGGAGCCCAUAAAUCUUUUCUUUAAACCAAAUCAAACAAGAAGUAGCAGGGCGGCGGUGUUGUAGCGCUGAAAGUUUGGGAAACUUAAUAAGAGUUUUGUGCACGUGUAUUUUCAUAGAAUAAUUAACCACAACUGUCUUGAGUGACUAUCCUUCAGUUUGGAUCAAUCAAACUUCUGUGGCACUCAGACCACAUCACUCCAACUAAAGCUCUGUGGCUUCUUCGUCUCCUUGGCAACAGAGGCUGAUGGGAACUGGAGUGCCCUGUAUUGUUUCUGAGCUGUAUUGCACCAUGUAUGUAGUAGUGCUCCUGCAGAGUGAGAGAGAGAGAGAGGGAGGGAGAGAAAAAGAGUGUUAGAUGGAAAAUGGAGAGUGACACACUCACACUAUCACCUCACUCUGUCUCAGCAGUCUGUCACUCCUCGCUGACCCCCCCUCCUCUCCUUUCAGCACCUCAGCAGAUGGGCAGCAGAGCUCCCUCUCUCUCCUUCUCUCCCUCUCUCUUCUCUCUCUCUGGGUUUCUCUCUCUUUUUCUCUCUGUCCCUGGGUUUCUCUCUCUCUUGGUGGGGUGCAGUCUUUUAGAUGCUAACACUGGUCCUGCGAUCGACAUCCCCUCCCAUCGCCCCGGGGGCUCCCUCCCCAUUGUCUCUAUUGUUUGGCCUUGAAAGUGGGUUAAGAAAGACGGCAGCCACAGACAGCAGGGAUGGAGGGCAGAGAGGCGGAUGGGGGCAGUGAUGGAGAGGAAAAAAUGACCAUUUAAAGACGGAAGAGAGGAGGAGGUGUCUUACAAUAUGAAUACAAGACAGGGAGAUGAUGAAAUGAUGGGGGAGGGGAGAGAGGAGGAUUUGUAAAAAAAGAAACAGAUUGCAGGAGAGAUGAGAUAUGGAGGCAAGAGGGAGGUUAAUGGAAGACGGGGGAGUCAGAAAGAAACAAAUAAAGGGGGUGACAGGGAUGAGACGACAAAUCAGGGAUUAAAGAGGCUGCAGACGCCAGGAAGAGAGUUUUGAUCUGGUUGUUUUUAAUUAAAUAUAUCUGAUCACAUACGGUCUGUAUAGCAUGUAAUAUGUCUGAGAUACAGCAGGUUUACAUGCAUCAGUGUUUACCGACCAGAAUUAGUACAACUGCUUGAUUUUUUUACAGUUUAUUUGCUCUAAACUCUCACACAGAUUAGCUUAUUUUUUUAAACUAUUGAGGGUCAUUUAUUUAUUUAUUUCCUGGAUUUUACUGUCCAAAUAUUGUACUACCUGAGGCUUUGUUUCACAUUAAUAGUUAGGGAAAUAUGUCAGGUGUUUUAAGCCACACAAAACUACCCCUGUAUACAUUUUCUCUUCACAAUGUGGCUCUUGAAGUAAAAGCUCUUAUUUUGAAAAUCCUCUGAGCCGCUGACCUCUACAGACGUCAGGCCAAGAGCCAAACUGUGACUGCUGUUUCAGGACAGAUGUGAGGUGUUAUGUAAUUUUCAGGAUGAGCGCUCUGCAGGCUCGGUGCAGGUCACUGAUGCUAGAAAAAAAGGUUCAUUUAACUCCAGCUAACUCUCAUGAAAACAAUCAAACCAGCCAAGUUUUGAGAAGCUCCAUCUGUGGGGCAAAACACACACCAACAGCAACAGGAGGAAGCAACGAUAAGUCAAUGUUACUCCUUUUUCCAGGGGUAGAGAAAAAUUAUCUGCCUGAUUUUUAGUCAGCUUUUCCGCUCACAAAUGCACACAGACUCACACACACACACACAAACACACACACAUACAGUCAUACACAAAUCUCUGCAGUCCUCAUUAGCUCUCAGUUUGCUUUUCUGACUCCAGACCUGAUUCGUCUGCCUGAUUUCCUUUUUCAUUUAAUGCCACCUCUGUGAAUAUGCGAGCAUGUUCGUGCAUGUGUGUGUGUGUGUUUGUCUGUAUGAGAGUGUGUGUAUCACAUGUCUGGGUUUUAUUCAGGCUUUAUAAUACCACAUUUAACCAAACCAAAAGACCGGCUGCUUUGAUUUGAAGUCUAAAUUGCCCAUUAUUAGAGUCAAUGUCACUCCUGGUCAGAAAAUGACUCUCAUUGAUUCAUCUAAAAAGUGUCUGCAUUUCACCAGCCUGAUUUGCAGCUGUUCUGCUGCUAAUUUCAAGGUUUCUGUAGAAAAAGAGCCUGAAUGCUCCUCAGAGUGCUUUGUGCUCGGCUGUGAGAGUCCCACUAAAAGGUGCUGUUGGUUACAGGAGCCAGAGUCUGUCAUCAGUUUUCAUUUUUUUUGUCUUUUUCUGAAACACAGAACUCUUCCUGAGUUAGUGUCAUAUUGUAAAGCCAGUAUAUGGUUGGCAAUACCAUACAAAGAGGACACUGUUUGACGAGUGAUGGGAAUCGUGUACUGGUUCCAGCUGGAUUGAACCAUCUACAUUAUUUGCUGUGAUGCGUCACAGUUCCUGUAUUGAUGCCUUCCGCUUAGUUUCAUGUGGCUUUGAAAACAAUCGUGUAAUGCAUUGCAAGAAAGGCAAACAACAUCCAAGUAAUGCUGGCUGACAGAGGACAGGAGCAGUGAUGUACAGCAUAUAUAAUAUAAUAUUGUUGUGUUUACAAUAUCAGCUGUUAAAUUAGAUUAUAGUACCAUCUUGGGUUAAAAUCCACUCAUUUCAUGAGGCCGGCAGCUUUCUAUAGUAGUAAUUAUCUGUGUGUUUCUGUUCUGACACUGGGGCAGUUUUAGCUCACAGUGAGUCGAAGUAAAGACGUCAGCAAUGCCUGAGACUUUUUUUCCAAGCUCUGCCAUUGCUGUGUUUUUUUAUCAUGCCGCCUUGAUAAAUGACAGGAAAAAGAUUGUUUGUUAACUUGACCUUUACAAACUGCAAACAGCUAAUGAUUUAUCAAGGAUGUCUCCUGUUUUUUAAAAGUCAAACUUUGUCUUUGGACUUUAAACCAGACAGCUUGAUAAUCUCUUGGUCAGCUUGUUUCUCUCUGGCUUUCUCUCUUGAGCUUGUUUCUCUCUGCUAUUAGCUACCAUGUUGCUGAGCUGGAGAAUAAUUGAUUAUAUGUCAUAUGGGAGGGUUGUGCAGCCAUUUAUGUCUUAAUACAGGAUGAUUUUGUGGAGUAAAAUACAUGAAUUAUACUCCUAAUAUGGAGGUUAGUAAGAGCUGCAUCAAUUUCAGUGACUUUUACUUUGUUCCUGAGAAAUGUUGUCAUACUUCUUAUUGUGGCACUUCAGACGGCUUUAAAACCAAAAGUUUUUCGCGUGAUUUACCCAGGGAAAAAGGAGCCCCAUAAAUAUAGCAGUUUUUAAUAGAAUUGUGAUUUUUCUUUCUUUUUUUAAUACUUCUACUAAACACAUAUUAUCAAAGCUAAGACCUUCACAGUCCCCUGAUAGCCCUGCUUACCACGCUCUACAUGCAGCCAAACAAUGAUAGUAUGAUUAAUUAAGGGUUAAUCCUAGUUUUAAGCCUUGAGCGUAAUCACUGAAGGGCCUCUCUCUCAGGAAAGAGGCCAUUGAGCUAAUUUGAAGAGAGGUCGCUUCAUUCACUCAGCAAAUAAUGUGAUGACUAAUCUGUUACCCUGGACUAUCAGUGCUGAUGUGUUGUCAGUCACAGGGGACUGCAGCGUGUGUGUGUGUGUGUGUGUGUGUGUGUGUGUGUGUGUGUGUGUGUGUGUGUGUGUGUGUGUGUUGAUGUUGUCUGCAUUAUGUAUUCAUACGUGCUCACAGAGUGUAUCAGUGCUGUGAGUGACAGACGGUCGGUCUGGCCUCCAGCUCUGAGCUGUCAUCACAAUCUGUGUGAGCGGACUCUGGGUUACAUGCUCAAACUGAUAAUCCUCAUAUUCCUCUGUUUUUACUUUGUGUUACGUUAACUGCUUUUGUGAACCUCACUCUGAUAACUUAUUUCACAUAUAUAGUCUCACAAAUGGUUUUAGCAUUUAUAGGGACACCAGAGCAUACAUUAUUUUACUGUGUUACAAUUUACAUUCAUGCAUAAUGCAGCAAUAAAGCUCCUGGAAAUGUUGCAGUUUCUUUGCGGUCAAAAGCAGUUAUGCUGCUUCACACUGAGUCUUCAUAACGAAAGUGCUCUUACAGGAACUGUUCACCUUUCAUUUAAUAUUCACUUAUCGUCCUCUCUCUCUCCUCAGACUUGACAGUCAUGAUGAGUCACCACUGAUUGUAAGUUCUUGUCUGGUCUAGUUUCCCAGCACACAUUCUGAAAAACAGGUCUGCCUGAGGGGUGGGGAAAUACAAAGUUAUUCAAAAGGACAAAAAGUUGAAAAUUGACAUUUAUUCACACCAUAGUUUAUUCAUGAUACAGAAAAUGCCCCCAAAAAGCAUCAGAUAACAGUGUGGUGAAGAAAUCACAGUACACUUAUUACCAGGUAAUUAACAGGUAAUAACCUAGUAACAACAUGAAAUUACCUGGUAAUUACGUGAUAACUACUAAGUCAAUACUGUCUAGUUUACUUUUUUUCUUUUCUCUGUGCAGCUCCAUUUUCAAAAGCUAUUCAGGGUUCUUAUUUUCUAUGUUUUACACUUGAUACAGCCUAUACGACUCACCCGUCGAAUGCGUAAAAUGCUACUGCGCAAGUGGUGGUUCCAGGAAGUGAAGAAAAUCCUGGAAAUACCAGAGCCAUUCGGCUUCAAAUUUGUAUGAUGAUGGAAUGUUACCUACCUGGUAGCUAGACAGUAUUGACUUAGUAGUUAUCAUGUAAUUAAUGUUGUUACCUGUUAAUUACAUGGUAAUAAUAAGCGUAUCAUAAAAGAAAGGGUUACCAAAAUCACUUCUCUAAAACUUGAACACAGACUGGGUUACUCACACCCUCAAAAAAAUUUAAUUGUGAACCUGAAACUGUGAGUGACAUUGUAUCAGACUGGGUCAUGUUGGGUCAUUAACUAUGGAAUAGUAGCUACACAAUCAUAUUGGUUAGUAUGCAUUACGUGUAUGAUAUGGUAUAGUAUGGUGUUAUACCAUGUCUUAUCUCAUCCUAUCGUAUCAUAUUGUAUCGUAUCGAAUCAUAUUGUGUCAAAUCAUAUCAAACCAUAUAGUAUGGUGUUGUUUGGCAUGUAUGGAAUUAUCAUUUUGUACUGGUCGUAUCAUGCCAAAUCCAGUCCCAUAGCAUCAUAUUGUAUCAUAUUAAACCAUAUGGCAUGGUGUGGUAUGGUAUCAUUUAACAACUCAUGGUACUGUAUUGCAUUAUAGAGUAUUAUGUUAUGGCAUUUCAUAGUAUGGCAAAGUAUUUCAUGGUGUGGUAUGGCAUCCUGUGUAUUGUUUCAUAUAACACUGUAUCGUAUCAUGUUGUGUCAUGUUGUAUCGUAUUGCAGCAUCUUAUUGUCUCAUAUUGUUUCGGGUCAUAUUGUAUCACGUCAUAACAUAUCGCAUUAGAUCAAAUCAUAUCCAGUGUAUCAUAGUGUAUUAUAUUGUUUAUUUCUUAUUGUGUCGCAUCAUAUUUUGUGUUGUAUUGUAUUAUUUGAUGUUGCACUGUAUUGUACGGUAGCACAUUCUAUCAAACCCUGAGUGUACUGUUAUCUCUUUGAAUUAGUCAUGGUUUAAUAUUGAUGCGUCAUUUGGUCUGCUUUGGUAUUGGCUUUGAAGCAACUCUAACAAAGAACCACUAUAUCUUAAACUUUAAACCUAAUAAGUUAUUGAACCAUUUAAAUGUAUGACCCCAAAGUACCCUGCAUAAAUAUGCGCAAUGCUCGCAUCUGUAGUUGUUUUUACUUCCAAGAGUAUCAAGAGUCAGGCUAAAAAAUGUGAUGGGACGAUUGAAUGGGUGAGAUAAAAAGACAUAAAGAGGAAAAAGGGAGAGACAGUGAAGAAUGAAUGAAUGCAGAAACAGAUGAGAGUUGAAAGCAGACAGUUUGUUCAGGGGUCACCCGUCUGUUCUCGUGGUCCUAGCCCUCCAAUUAUUCCCUGGACCUCGUUAUCUCAGCACGCAUAAUUCAGCCAGAGCAGACCGUCCACUAAUUUGAUUGGACAGGGCCAUAUCCUGGUCAGUGUGGAUGGCCAAUCACCUCAAGGGUCAUUCUCCUGAGGAAAAUGGGUACACAGAAUUGUGUUUGGUUGAACGAUGACUGGGGGGUUAGAAAACACAGAGAGACAGGAAUGGAUUCAAGACGAGAUGGAGCGAAAGCAUUCACACAACAUGCACAAACACACACACACACAAACUGAUUGAUGUGUGGUUGUAACUGCUCAUGAGGGUGUGGCUAAUGGCUGGUAAACCUUAUUAAAGUUCAUGGUCAUAAUAUCAAAGGUCAGAGGAUCUGGAUGAAAGAUGAAUAUUACAGAGCUGGUGAGUAAUCUAUUAAAGUGUUUUGGAAAGACAUACAACACCUCCAAUUAUUUCUGCGAUGGUAACCAGUUACAUAGGUUUCAGGAACACAGAUUACUUGUAGAAUGAAUAUGAAAAUGACCAGCACAGUGUUUUUAAUGCAAAAGUUUUGACUGAGGCUUUCAGCAUCAAUCAAAAGUGAUUUGCACUUUAGGUCAAAUUAGGGUGACUGUAAUUUAACUUCCCAAAAAGCGGACAUGAAUACACGGGGGCAGAGUCACUUAGUCACACGAAGUUUUAAUUUUAAGAGUUUUUCGGGUCAGAUCGAGUGUCUUUUAUGCGCUUCUAACUCAGUAAGUCCACGUGACACAAUCUCGAAACUUACGUACAAAACCGCAGACAUUUGAAUGAUUUUACAAACCUGGACAGCCCCCAAAGAGGACGUAUGGUCACCCUACAUCAAAUACAAUUGAAGCACUUUGAGUUUAAGCUACCAGCUAAAAGCUAAGCAUACAGGUGCAGCUAAUCAAACUGAUGUCAGUGGGCAGCCGCAUUAUAGAUGAAUUACCACAGACCGGUGGAUCAAACUCGGGUUUUGUAUACACCUCUAAGAUGAAUUUGUAUCAUAUCAUAAGCCCAAAAGUUGUACCACUCUAUAUCUGCAAAGUAGCUAGUAAUGCAGCCUGAGGCGCCUUUGCAAAGUUGUAAUUUGUGUGCUAACCCAGCUGUAUUUAAUACUUUUUACUAUUUGGAUUGGACAAUCAAGCAUUGACAACCCCUUGACAACGGUUACCAACUCUGCAUAAUGAGAGCAAUGUCAGUCUCUCAUAUUGACGUAGGAUGAGGUUACGCCACUGUUGAUGUAGUACUUUGAGCAGUGUGGCUCUGCUGGUCAGGUGAUUCCCUAGUCAAGACCUCAUCAUUGGGUGUUGAAAUUAAAGGGAAAUUUGCUUUAGGUAGAGACGCCGAUCUCAGGAAAAAUUUGGAGUAGUCUUAACUGUGAUGGUCCAAUAAUGGGGUAUGGCUCAGGCCCAUUUGUGACACACUGCUGUCUUAAAGCAGCAGAGAGUCGUAGCACUAUUAAUCAAUUACUCAGGCAGUAAGACCAGCCUGUAUUUCACAAAACAAGCUCACUCUGCUGCAGAGAUGCACAGCUGUGCUUCUAAUCCUCACUUAGAGAGCAGAGUAUUUCCUCAUACAGUAUGUGGUCAUAUGGAGUUGCUGAUGUAAGAGAGGACUGGUCAAGUUCAAGCUCUUGCUUCCCCUGCAAAGUGAUGCCACUUCACUGCUCAUAGCAUUGUGUAGCUGUUCUUAUGAAGCUGAAAGACAAUGACAUGCUCUUUGCUCCAUCCCUCCAGUCCUACACUCAAGCCCUUUUCUGACAUGUGUAUGCUCAUGUCAAAUUUUUCAGAGUUGCUCCUUCACACAAACUUCCUUCAGUGUGGAGUCUUUUCUGUCAGAUUUCUGGGACUUGAGUCUUGGGAGUCUUGGGAGUCUUGGCAUGACAUUAUUUUAAAGGCUUUAAAAAAGUAAAGUGAAUCAUGUUUGAAUCAUAUCCUUUAAACACUCAUGAUUUAUAAGGGGAAUACAACUUCUUCUCAGUUUGCACCUGAGCUUGCACCUGAACUUGCAAAAUGCACAUUUGACUUCAUGGACCAUAGGAAGUUUACAAGGGUCCAAUCAUGUUCUGUGUCAUUGUUCAUGUGUACUUUUUGUGCACGUAGCAUGCAUGUGUGUCUCGAGAUAGAUCCAUACAGUACAUGCUUGACUGCAUUUCUAAUAUACGGACAAGGUAAUCUGUCUCCAGCAUCAUCCCUUGUGUGUGUGUCUGUGUGUGCAUGUGUGUAUUUAGUGCUCUGUGCCUGUGUGCGCUGUAAUCUGAGGUCAGUGGAGCAUGGCAGGUCAGGAUUGAAUGCCAAGGCAGGGAUUAGGGAAGAGUCAAGGACAUUAAACCCACACAAUCACAUCAGCCUGUGACCUUCAAACGCACCCCCACACACACUCGCACUCCCACACACACACACACACGCACAGCCUCGACCUGGUGCUGACAGGUUAAAGUGUGUGAGUGAUGCAGGUCGGCUCUAAUAGACUGAUCCUUUAGAGGAAGAUGGGAUGUUAUUGUACGUUAUAGCUCUUAUUCUCAUUUUAUGAGCUGUCCUCCUAUGUUCACAGGCUUAAUUUGAUGGCCAUUUGAUAUUCCCAGCAAGUUUAUACUGAAGCAGGUAAGAAUAGGUAUGCUGUUAGACAGAAGAAAGAUGGAGAAGAAGCAGCUGCUGCUAGUGAGCUAGCUUUAGCAUCUCUUUGAGACAUGAUUCAGCACUUUUAAAAGCUGACAUUCAAAGAUUCAUGGUGAAUCCAAAAUCAAUGUUAAAGCUUUUGCUCCUCAUGUUACAAAUCAAGGGUACAACUAUACUUACUAACUGUUCUUGAACUGUUUUCAUUCAGUUCUGUGACUAGCCAUCUAUAAGUCUUACAACCCAGACGAGAACUAACCAGUUUGAAAAAAUGCACACCUGUGUGUUUGUGCUUUACUAAGUCAUGAAAUGAGACUAGGGCCCUCAAAUUUGUCAAAAAUUCUCGGAUAAAGUCAUUUAAGCUAAAGGCCUGGGGAAAGUGGAGCCAGUGGCUGAGCUAAAGAGGAAACUUGAUGAAAAUGAAGGUGGUUAUUAUGACCUCUCAUGACUGUUACUGUGUGAACUACUGGAUUUUAAAGAUGUUUUUAUUGCUAAGAGGCUCUCUAAAGUAACAUUGGGGCUAGCUCAAAAUAUUAUAAUUUAAUAUUUCUCAUUAACCAUCUUCUCUCUCCAUCUCAGAAAUGAACCACUGAGGUGCAUGCUGUGGAGGCGGUGGAGGCUAGUUAGCUAGCCCGCCACCUUUGCUGCUAUCACUCGGUGAAGGCACUUGCUUGUUCUCCUCAUCUUUAUUUCGUCAUUCUUUUUCAGUGGCAUGGUCUCAUUUUCAGUGUUUCCACUUAUUAGGUAAGAAUGGCGUCGAGUUGACUUGGUGAAAAAUCGGUAGAAGGCUAGUAAUUUCAGUGAGCUAGUUAGCGAAGCACGGCACCAUGCGUCUGCUCUCUACGCUUUCAUAGCAGGAAGUUUUUCUCAUUAACCGUCUUCUUGAAAUAUUCCCAACAGACUUCUUCUGUUAUAUAAUGACGCCUUAUAAACCUUUAUGACAACUGCUGAAAAAUUGUCACACAGGACUCAGUUAUCAGAUUUCUUGAGGUCUUUCAAUGCAAUAAAUGGUAAGAGGAAUUUUAAAACUUGAACUUGACGAAGUGAACAAACUUAUGUUUUUUGAUCCAGGCUCAUUUCAAUAUUCCAAAUAUGAUGACAAUAAUCCUGUCUCUGAACCCGUGUGUGUGUGUGUGUGUGUGUGUGUGUGUCCUUGUUGGUUGCGUUAACUAACGUGUGUGAAGACCAAAUAUAACCCUGGCCCUGGGGUACACUGCUCUGACGCAUAUAGGUCACUCGAGUACCUCCACACACACUUACCGUACACCCACACACGCACACCCACACACAGAUUGUCUCCGUUUUCUGCCUCUUUCUUCCUUUUUUCCCCCUCACCUCCUCAUCUUCCUCAUUACCUUCAUCCAUCUUCUGUCCUAGUUUGCUAAUCUGAUCUCAUCGCUGCAGUCAAGAGAUCAUGAAUAUUAUGUGUUGUUGAAAAGGGAACACAGUCCUACUCCGUUCAGUGUUUAGAAUCCAGUUUUGAACACCCAUCUGGAUUCAUUCAUUCGUUUAAAAAUGACAGUGCAGUUCAUACAUUCUGACAGUAUUAAUGUUCUUUAGAUGGUUCCUUAUAUAAAACAUGGAGUGACCUCACAUGGAGGUCUAAGCAGGCCCCGUAUACAGUAUGAGGGUGGUCUGGGAUAGAUUCAGACCUCAAGUGUCUGUCCUGUGUGUCUCUGCCUGAUCUUUCUCCCAGUUCACACUCUAUAACAAAAAUAAAUAAACAAAUUGAUAAAUGUAUGUGAUGUGCAGAACUUGUGCUCCACAGUUUGGAUCCAAAUAAAACAGAUUUUUGAUGUUUUCAGAGAUGAAACUGGUGAUUUUUGAACCUCCUUGGUUCUGUCAAGAUUUUCCACACGAGUUCAUAAUAAAAGAGCUUUUCUGCCAGUCGAAAAAUGCUGUUUUCACAAUGAGGAUGAUUACUAUCUGUUACUCAAACACUUAUUCUUUGUUGUGAGAGAGACUGUUAGUAAAACCUGCUAAAAAACUUGAGUUGAAGUGGGGCUGCAGUCGACAUCUUUGUGUUCGCUUCAUUGACUCCUAAUGAGCUGAAAGAGAGAGACUGGAGACUUCACCUUUAGAUAUAGACUGUUUGGUGAAUGCAGAUAAGCAGAGUCAGAGGGUGUGUGUGUGUGUGUGUGUGUAGGGGAAAGAGAGAGAGAGAGAGAGAGUAGUCUGGGGUGUAAUUGGUUAAGGGAUGUGUGAACUGUGUUUUGUUCUCCAGAAUAACAAGCAUGGCUGCAGGUGUUUCCCAGAAGUGGGGGAUGUGUGUGUGUGUGUGUGUGUGUGUGUGUGUGUGUGUGUCUUUUCCUCCCCUGAUGUCUUUAUAAGAAGCAGCACACUCACAGAGGAGUAUGAUUGCUGAUUAUUCCUGUAGCUCCUCAGUUUGUGUGUGGAUUUCCAUGUGCAGACAAAUGGGAGGAAAUUGAAAAUUAUUCACAUUUACAGUCUUUUAUGGAAAAUUAAGCCUCUCUUUUUUGAAUCCUGAUCAACGAAUCAGCAGAGGAAGUUUGAUUAGCAUUUCUUUAUAGAUAGACUGUCUCAGUACAUGAGAUCAAUGUUAGUGUCAGUGUGCUGUACUAAUAUUCUCAGACUAUGUCAGCAUGAUUAACUUAGUUUUAUGUGAUGAAAACUCAAAACAUAUUGACUAGUGAAUGUUGUUCCUCAGAUUUAGAGAUGUACAGCAAACUGCUUCAAAAGUGUUCAGUAAUGAUAAAGUUAUUCCUAACAAAUCAGCAACGAACCUCCAAAAACUUCAGCUAAGCUUUUCUGUGUGUUUUUAGUGUGUGUAUCGUCAAAUUGUUUUGGGAUUGUAAAGAUUUUUGAUGACACUGUUUGUAGUAGUGAAAUUUAAAUCAGGAAUAUUUGUGACGAUGUGGCUCAAAUGCACACCCAAACAGUGAUGCACAGUUGUAGCCUAGCAACUCUAAUUAGGUGAGAGUGUCAACAUGUUUACAGGGUGUGCAUAAGAGCAACAACUGGUUCCUGAAGAGUUCAGGAAAGGUUUAUUACAUUUAUCGAAGUCAAACUCACAAAAUGAAUUUUCAAUUUUAUCGUUGAAAUACCUCAAUUUUACGCCGUACCAGCAGUGAUCGCAGACAUGUACAUCAAAGUACUUGUGUCAACAUGGACAUGCCUGCCUUGGUUAACAUGUGUACUCAUGCAUGUCAGUGUGUGUGAGUGUGUGUGUGAGAGAGAGUGUGUUAUUGAUUAGCGCAGAUGUUCCACAUGCCACAGAUGGCCGGUCCAGUCAUUUUCUCUUCUUCUUCUUCUGUCGUCUUGGCACGUCAUUAGACAUGCAGGGGCUUGUACAUUUUGCAUCUUUAAGUCUGUGUGUGUGUGUGUGUGUGUGUGUGAGACUCCUGUGGUUUCAGCUGACCAGCUGCUAUGGGAAGCUAUUGUGUCACCAGACGCCAGAGCUAUAUGGCUGAGUGUGUGCGCGCGCGUGUGUGUGUGUGUGUGUGUGUGUGUGUGUGUAUGUAUGUAUUUGUGUGUGAGUGUGUGUUUGCAGUUUUGGUGUCAGAAAGUGAAGUUUAGUUUCUUUACGGUGAUGUUUAAAUUUGUCUAUAUUCGUUUAAUUAGCAGGGCCGGAUCAGUUUGUGCAUCUAUGUGUGCCUAUCAUAUAUCUGUGUAUGUUUUUGUUUACGUGUGUGUGUGUGUGUGUGUGUGUGUGUGUUGAAGGGGGUGGUGGUUAAGGGCUAAGGAAGCUUAAGAGGCUAAAUGAAUGAAUGACCCGUGCCUCCGCUUGUCCCCCGUGUCCCCGCCAACUCAUUAACUGUAGAAAAAACGACCACACCUCCUGUUGCCGGACACAAAGAGUCGAGUUUAACUCUUUGUGUAUGUGUGUGUAAGUGUGUGUAAGUGUGUGUGUGUGUGUGUUGGGGGUGAGGCCUGGUAGAUAGGCAGGUUUUUGAGAGGGAGGGGUUACAGGGUCAGGGUCUGGACAAUAGGCUUGGCGCGCGACAACCUUUAUUUGACUUGACAAUCUGCAGAGAAGUGUUUAAGGUCUGCCGUGUCCUGCUGUUGUCUGCUGGGGGGGGGCUCAGGGUCUCCUCCCUCCUCCUCCUCCUCCUCCUCUCCGCCUCGCCUCACUUUUGUUGACGCUUGCCUUCUUCAUAACUCUCUGUGUUGUCUGGACUGCAGCUCCAGCACUUUAUUUAAGGAUACACGCAUGUCUUUGAAUUCAUUAAAGAUGCCGAACGUCUUCACAGAGUUUUAUAAUUGCUGGGUUUGCUUGGAAGCAGAAUGAAGACCCUGUUUUCAAGUGGACUAGAGUUCACUUGACAGUCUGAGGAAAUGGUCCUGGAUUGAUCCAAGCUCUGGUUUGAAUCUAACCAAAGUAUGUAGCCCAGCUUAAUCAUCCAUGAGGCUUUAUGAUGUGACUUUUAACCAGUGUUGGCUGGAGAGAAAAAAAAGAAGGGCACAAUUUUAGGAAGGAAAAACUGCCCAAACAACUCAUAAUGAGACAAAAAGAUGGAGAUUAGCGCUGCACCAUUUAUUCCACUUUUAUCUUGAUUAAUCAAACUAUCAAAUUCUCUCCUAAAACGCUCCUGUAUUCACCGUUAGAUGGAAACCAGGUGUGAUAAUCAUGCACAAGCUGCACGUUUGCACUGAUAAACACGCGAUGUGGGGCGUCUCUACCCUGGCGUGCAAAAUGCUGGAAGGAGAAAACGCAGAGAAGCUGAUUUAUUACACCCUUUGUUGAUUUACAAGACUAGAGACAGUGUCUGUUGUUUUUGCUGUGUUUGCAAAUAUAACACCUUUGAAGAGAAGGUGCAACCCCAGGUGCCCGGUGUUGAACACAGAUGGCAGCUGUUAAUGUGGCGAGGAGGAGACAGAAGAACUAACCCAGAUCAGUCUGCUUAAAAGUCAUUUCUCAUGAACCGAUUGGAUUAUUUAUUUACUUAUAUUUUUGCUGCAACGCUAAACAAUGCUAGCAUGCAUGAACUGGUUUACGGUAUCCUACAUCUGGCAUGCACACAAUAAUAGUUUUUUUUAAUGAUACAUUCAUCAUGCCAAAACAAAACACAUUGCAAUAAAAGCUUUUUCAUGAUACUGUGCAGCCAUCAGGGAGACAAAGCACUGUAACUUAUUCACUGUUGGCAUUUUUCAGAUAGAUGUUAAAGGUCUUGUACCACUGUCGUUGUCAAUGAGAGAAAACGAUACAUAAAAGAAUGUAGAAAAUAUAGAAAUUGAAGAUAUUUACACCAACAUUACACUAAUGAAUGAGAAAUCCUGCAGCAUAGUACAGGAAUUUACAUAAUGACAUGAUAAGAUGUAAAUGAAUGCAGAAGAUACUCUCAGACUGAAGCUAAAUUGCUUCCAGGAAGUCUCCAGCAGCCAGGUAUGAAGCUGAAAGCAGUCUUUGUGUUUAUUAGCAUGAAUUAACAUGAAUUAUUGUAUUUUGAAUCAUUCACUGAAGCUUGGGUGGUGUGUAUAAUGUUUAAUUGAUCCUUGAAGAAAUAAUUAGAUAUCAUUAAAAGUGACUUAGACAAGACUUUGAUGUUGCCAGAAGAUCACAUGACAAAACACUGAAACACUCCUGAAACGCUGAAUGUGCUUUAAAAAUGUAAAUAGUUUAAUAUUUUGUCUCAUUUAAGUCCUUUUAAUGUGUGUCUUUGUAGAGUUAAAGUCUUGUACUUACUUUCCUCUCCUUAAGGCUGCAGCUGGAGUUUAUUACAGUCCAAGUAAAAUGAGAAGAUUUAAGUGAAAAUCAAACUUCUAUGCUUUGAAUCAUCCUACAACCUGUGUAAUUGAGCCUAAUUGUUUUUGUUGUGCGUGUCUGUGUAUUUGUGUGUGUGUGUGUGUGUGUGUCUGGUUGGGUGUGGGCGGAUGCUCUGCAUUGAUGUAGCCAUGGUGAUGGUUGCUCAAUUACCGGUGUGUUGUUUACCUCCAGACAACGAGGUAUCUUUCUUCUUCAGUGUCAGCAGCAGCUGCUCCCUCUCCACUCCGUCCCUUUCACUGUCUGAGCUCACAAUUUUAAAUACUGUUUCACUUUUUUGCAAGACAUUAAAGAUGAAAAAUGUGUAAACGCACAGGAACAGAAUUAUGUGAAGACUAAGUUCUGCAAAAGAUGAAUGAAUAAAGUCUUUUUUAACAGACCUGUUAUGAAAUUUCUUUGAAAUAUGUAAUUUCAGAGUGAUUGAGACAAAGGCUGCAUAACAGCAUGAACAUUUGUGCCACGGUAACAUAGUUUAAUCUUCCAAUAACAGCAAAAAUACAAAAAUAAUAAUAAUAACAAUUGAAUACGAAAUAAUGACACAAUCUGAGGCGAUGCAGAUCGGAGUAACUCAGUGUUUCUGCUGCGACUGCUGUGUGUAGGAUUGAAAACAGUGUUUGAUUAAACUGUUAUGACGGGUCUGUUGGAAAUUAAAGUUUUUUUUUUUCUUGUGAAGUUGAGGGUUUUGUGUAGAAGAGGGUUGAAGGUUUAAGGAGAUGUUUUGUACCAAUCAUGAACAUUUUUAAACAGGAUCAGUUCAGUUAUUGUGAGUAGUGGUACUGGUGUAAUAUUGAAACAGUGAUGGAGCGUGCUGCCCAGUGUGAGGCUUGUUUAAGAUGUGUAUUCACUACUUUUGGCUAAAUGGCUUAAACAGGGCAGAACCAUGUCUGACCUUUUCAUGUUUAAACGACUUGAUAUGAAAUGACAACGACAUGUAGAAGUGUGGGCACCUUUAAACUUGUGUUGUUCUGGUUCAUAGAAGUUCAGCAGAGUGCAAAGGGGCGAAGCUCCAAUGUCACAGUCCUUAUGAACCGACUCAAACCUGAUCACACCACUGUCUGUAGAGCUUUGGAGGAGGUGUGCAAAAACCUAUUAGCAUGAUAUCAACAGCUCACAAAUACAAAGAUUCGUAUGAUCUGGAUGGUAACAAAUCUGCAUUCUUAGUUUGUAUUUUUGUUAAAUUGGAUGACUCUAAUGACUGAAUUAGAUUUUAAAAAGUGCAGGUACCCUCUGAGUUCCUGGAAUAGUAUUCAGGUUUGAAAAAGUGAUUAAAAGUUAGGUUUGUGAAGCAGAAAGGCAUCAUGGUUUCUGACUCUCAGACGCUUUUUGCUCUAGGAGUGAAAAACUGAUUUCAACAGCAACCGACUUAUCCUCACCUGUUCAUUUAUCUGCAACAAACAUCUUGAGAAUCUUCCCAACAGCACAUACAAUAUUAUUUAUAAACCACUGAACAGCUGAAUUUGGUGUUUCUUUUCCUGCAGUUUGCAGGAUGAAACUUUGAACGAAGUCACUGAAACUUUAGAGGAGGAACUUAGCUUCAUAAAAGGUCAGACUGAGUUGUUUGAUCCCUGUGGGGGAUUCUUCCCCCCAAAUGUAAAAAUCAUGUUCCAGCUCUUGUUUUACUUGGUUGAACAUCAGUUUAGAUUGGCAUGCUGCAUAUCAUUGUGUAACUCUUGUAUGUGCAUGUGUGUGUGUGACUCACAUGUCCCACGGCUGCUUCUCCCAGACCUAAAUGUGAUUUAGCUCAACAGAGUUAUGUAGGUGGAUGAUUCAUCUAAGUAACCUCCAGGAGAGAGGCCGGAUGUCAACUCUGCAAGCCCCACAGAGGGGGCUCCAUUCUGGGCUUUGAUUGUUGACCAAAGCCCUUGUUGGCCUGGAGGUUAGAGACCACAGAUUGCUGACAGUGAAAAAGGCUCAGGACAACUAUGCUCUGUAUAUUGGCCAAUGCAAACAUUAGUAUAUCCAGUUAUGACUCCAUACAUUGUACAGCUGGACACAAUUAGUGUCAAUGAGUUUUUGAGGUUCAUAGAUAAACUAAAAGUCAUAUUGAUGCCUUUUUAUGAUGCGUAAAGGCAAACAAGUCCAUCUGUGACAAGAAUGAUGAUUCUUAUUUGGUCAUUUUUCAGGACUGAAAAGGAGCGAAUGUCACCGGGAGCCGGGGAAACAGUCCUGCUUUUACAAUUUCCAUGUAAAAUAUUCACAAUUAAUGACACAUUUGACUGUUAAAAGUCUGUGAGAUUUUGCCAAAGGUCACAUUUUAAGCAACAAGAAGGCAAGAAAAGCAGCGGCUGGGCCAAAAUAGAAACUAAAAGUAACUCUCAGGAGCUUUAAUAAUAUUAAUACUACCUUGUUUUAUGCUUGUUCACACCCUCAGAUUAGAUGUCCUGGUUAGUUCAUAUGCCAGCUAAGACAAUGGCUAUGGCUAAAGGCUCAUUUAUGCUUCCGUCAUGAGCAAAGGUAAAUGCUGUGAUUGGUACAGAUGAACCCUUUGCUUUGUAAAGGUCAUCAGAAAGUGAUAUAUCCUCUAGAUUGUACUGCCCAGGGAUCUACAUCAAACUGAAGACUUUCUUGUGCAGUUUUCUGUGGUACUACAACAUUUGGUCAGCAACUGCAACCAUGCAGAGGAAGUGCAGAAAUAUGGCUCCAUCAGUAUCUGUGCGCAACUAACAUAGAGCAUAAAUAAGCCUUAAUGCUCCUAAAUGUGUCUAGUUAUGGCUUUCUCUGACGUGUAACUGGCUUCAUAAAAUUUCAGUUUGCCAAAAGUAUUACCGACAGACAACAUGUGACUAGAAGUAUAACAGAUUCCCCAAUAUAGGUCUGCUAACUGCUACAGCAAGGUUUGAAAUAACUCUUUAAAUAGCGCAUCUAUAUAACACAGUCUUUUCUCGCCUCCUGCUAACAGAAAUCUAAUUUUCAGAGGGAACAUUGCACCUCCCUGAAACACUAAUCUGCUUGUUUGGUGACAAACAUCAAAGCACAUUUUUGGCUGCGGCCCCAGACUCAUUUGUUCUAAUGAAUCUGCUUGCCGGACGCCUGAUUAAAUUGAAAUAAACAAGAGAGGAUUGUGGGAAGGUUCAGGGUGUCCUCUCUCAGGGAGCUGCGCUGCAUGUGGUUGACGUUCUCUGCGGUGUUUUGUUUGUAAUCCUUCUUUUUCACCCUCUUUCCGUCAGUUUCUUUUUCAUCCGUCUGACCUCCUGAACAACUAUUUUUAAUCUCUCGCUCCUGUGCUUCUCCUCCUCCUCCUCCUCUCAUCCUCCCCACCUAACUAUCUCUGUCCCUGUAAAUUUUUAAACAGCUCAAUUAGCGAGCAACGUGAUACUGAUGAAGAGGCCGCUUGUGUGUGACUGAGCAUGUGUGCGCGAGGUUUAAUGCUUGUUCACUUUUGCGCAUUUGAGGUGGAAACGGUGUUGAAUUGAACUCAUGUGGUGUGACUUUAAACACAGGUAGGAAUAAGAGUAAGUUAAAGCAUCAUGUGCAUCAUGCUUCUUUAUAACUCUGAGCCUAACUGAGGCAGAAAUGCAUGAAAAACCACAUCAGCCAUAACUCAUUCAAACUGAAAUGAACAGAAAUCAUCCAGAAAACUGCUGACUCAGUGGGCUGCACAGGUAGCUCACCUGGAACACUGUGUGUCAACCCCAAAUCCUCAAUACAGCUGCUCCCUUUUGCUGUGCGUCAACCCCACUUUAUCUCCUGCACACUUUCACUUUAUGUAACUGUCAACAACUCGCUGACAAUGCACACAAAGAUAAUGCAAUGCAACUGUUGUUAACAGUUAUAACACAUUAUAAUACCUGACCUUAUAAGUCAUGAUAAAAUGAUUUAUAAUGUGUUAUGAUUAUUGCUAUAGAGCAUUAUGAUCAUUUAUGAGUGUUUAUAACUAUAGUUAUACAGUGCUAUAACAUGAUUAUAAUGCAUUAUACAUAUAUUUUUAAUGCGUUAUAGAGAUAGGCGUCAAAUAAAGUGUUACCGGUUUGGAAUAUAAAGGCAGAGUAUGAGCUUAGUAGUGGUAAUAGCUGACUAUAAGUUAUGAUUAUAGUUUAGAUUGAUUAUUAAGUCUUUAACAAUCACUGUCUUGGUUUUAACCAACUUUGGCACAAUUACUUUUAUUUAUUCUACCAUUUUUAACAAGGAGAAGAAACUCUGUGAGAUUAAAAAUCUCUUUUUCAAGACCGUCCCACUAUUUCAAAUGAAUCAAAGGAGUCAGUGUCAAGGAACUGGGCGUUCAUGUGCUCUUACAUAUGAGUUUCAGUAAAUUAAAAGUGUCUAGAGAAGGUUUGAAACUGUGGUCACCUUAAGAAAACUUAGGGCAAGUUAAGUUAUCCCCAAAAGCCAUUACAAACAACACUUCAAUGUUUUUUCCUUCCCCCCUUUUUUUUCUGUUUCCAACAGGUUUUUGAUUAUCUAUGUUACACAACAGUCUCUACCAUCUGGUGGUAAGUGGCUGUACAAAGAAAGUUAGCAAGCUAGCAUGAAAGUGCCUAAAAAGUGCCCUAUUUCACUCUGUUCUGUUUAUAUGAUUGUGACUUCACUGGUACCAAGAGUAGCCAGAUAAAACAGAGAUCCUCUUAAUUCCAUUUUUCACCACACUUACCAGUUUCCCAUAAAUAUUCUGAUCGUCACGUUUACAUGCACAACUUAAUCGACUGAGCUCAUAAUUCGUUUUUUCACCGAAUCAGACUUCUCUCCUUGUCCGCAUAUACAUGCAGCUGAGAAAAUCGAAUUAUUGACGUGAACGUGUCCUCCUCCCCAAAACUAGGGGGCAAUAUGGGUCUUUUCAGCGGUGCUGUUUCCCCAUACAACUGUCAAAAAGGACAGCAGGUCUGUGCCAGACGUCAGAAGUGGCUACAACUGCUGCUGGACAUUUUUGGGCAAGAAGACGGAGCAUCGUACAGCGUUAUUUUUGUUGAACAUGAUGCAGGUGCUACUUUUUCUGCAGAUGAGGUGCACACUACUGCUCUGGUGUUUUUGUGCACGCGCACAUGCAUUGUCCAAUCAUACUCCAACUACGCUGGCUACAUGGUAGAGAAAAUCGAAUUCCAAUCGUAUUAUCUUGGUGUCUUAAUCAGAGUUCUCAGACUCUAAUCGGAGUUCUCAAACUCUGAUUGUAGAUGACUAAGGUGUUUACAUGCACUUCAGUUGUCCGGUCUUAAUCGGAGUAAGGCAAUAAUUCGGUUUUCUCAAGUGUCAUGUAAACGUACUGACUGAGUGUUGGGCUGUUGUCAGGAGGGCUUGGGGUUUGUUUUGGAAAAUUCUGGAUUUAAAAUCAAAGAUGAAUGUGCUUUGGACUGCAGAUGACCGGCAUGACUGCACAAUCCUCUCUAUCAGUGUAGAAGUAUAAUAAAGUACAUUCACAAUAAGGUCCAAUUAUGAGUUAUUUUGGAUCUACAGAAUAAAAACGGGGGAAAACCCAAUGAGAGACAGUAGGCCUUUGUGAUUUCGUCUAUUGACUGAAAUUCUGGCUUUGAAAUGAACAGUAUAUGACCUUCUCAGCGUUGACUGGUUUUGGGCUCUAUAGGCCUGCAAAAAAAGGCUUAAACUGAGCAGAAACAUCUGGAGGCUCAAAGGGUUUGUUGUGUUGAAACACUGGAUGUCUUUGGCAGAGAAAGUCAAAAAUGUUCUUUACGGCAGGAAGCCCUUUGUUUGGGUUCUUGUCAUGUUGCCAAUACAGUAUAUAUAUAUAAAGACGCUGUAUUUUGGUCCUUUUUGUGUUUAUUUUAACUGGAGGUCUCUCUGAGUCUCUUUCUCCAUUAUCUGCUGCAGAAUAGUUACAGUCCAUUGUUUUCACAGUUGUGCUGUUUUCUUUGCUGUAAAUAUUGCUUGUUGCAUGCACUCAUGUUGAAAUACCUUCAUGUAAUUUCCAUGGUGUUUGCAGGGGGUCUGUGGCCCUGUGCUGCAGUGGGACGCUGCUGUAUGUUAUCCGAGAGGGGAAGCAGACAGACACAGUUUGUUCCUCCUCCUCCCCUUUGGCUCCAUCCUCCAUCCACUGGACAAAGCCUUAUUGUUAGCAGCCCACGUACAGUAUCUGCUUACCAUGGAUCAGUGCGGCAACAACACACACACGCAGAAAUGCUGACUUGGAAAUGGGAAGUGGAGGAAUUUUCUGUAUUUGUGAGAAAGAGGGAGACUAGGAGAGGACAUUCAGACACCCAUAACCUUGAAUAAAGAGUGUUUCUGUGUGCUGCAAGUGACGUUUCAAAUUUAGACUCACUGUUUUGUUUCUGUUUAGAGUUUGACGUAUGUACACUGAUUUUGUGUAGUCUUGUGCUUAAUGAGUGUUUCACCGAAGCCUCUGGUUUGUACUGAUUCGUACAGCAGUGUGGGUGUGUUUGCUCCAUUUGAUUGUUUUUGAUCAAAAACCAAACUCUUGGAGCCCAUGGUGGGAUCAGUUCAAUAACCACAGGAUAUCGCUGUGCGUGCAUGUGUGUGUGAGUAUGUGUGUGUGUGUGUUUAGGGGUCAACAGCACAGUUAAUUAACCACUGCACCCCUGUGGCAUACACUGUAAUAAGUCCAGUUCUUGUCUAGCGAUAAAGUUGCCCUCAUUUCUUCUGUUUUAUAUCCUUAAUUUCCUCGAGCACUUUUCGUUCAGAGAUCCCCCAUCAUUAAGCCAUAGAGAGGACCCCUCAUUAGGCAGGCCUGCUAAUUCCUACUCUUAAACUCACCACUAAUUUCUAGUGGAUGUCAGUGAUGGGCUUGUCUUCUGUAACCCCUUCUUUGAGUGAUUUUUAUGGAUUUGUCAAGGAUGUCAAAGUGAAUCCCUGCUUGUUAUGGCAUCUGAGUCGUGUCAGCCUGUCUGGACCUGGAGCCCAACCUCAGAGGAUGACACCACGAUCACAGCGUCCUUGGCAUACAGAGCUAAUGUCAUUGGUGUUUUCUACCCACACCAUCGAUCUGAGUACCCCUACUCAUGCAGAGGCUUAAGGACGAUUCCCAAUGUGCACUUCUUCCAGAAUGUGACUACAUGUUGAAUCGAUGUGGUCUGCGGAUUUUUUCGGUAUCGCCACCAUCCCGUCCGUUUCUCAGCGGCUGUAGUCUGUCUAUCCUCUUGUCUUCUUUGAAACAGUUGAAGUAAGAUCAACUGCUGCACAACAUAUGCGUAUCAGCGCCAACUCAAACAUAUUACGCUCAGAUUCAGUUGCCUUGGUUUCCUGUAAACAAGCAGGGAAAGUUGUGGGACCAGGAACUGGUGGUAUGAUGAGCAUAGAGAUUCCACACCUAACUGAAUAUUGAGGUAGCAACAAGGAAUUAUGUAGGGCUCACAAUGGUGUUGGCCACUACAGUGUACCUAUAGCGUAGGUAUGAUGCAGAAGUACAAGUCCGACUUAAGACCCACAAAAAUUUGGUUCAACGUCAGUGGUCUGGUACUUUCCUGAUAUUUAGGAAGCACAUUAGUGAGAUAAAAUAGGCCCAAGAGUUGACCUGAAUUUCUCAGCUUUUUACACAAAGACAUGGAUGUACAGUGUUAUUUGCCAAUACUGCGAAAUAAGCAUUAUAUCAGGACAGAGGGAUUGGAGACAUUACUAUAUUUCCCCUCAUUUCUAUAUGUGAUAGUGCUUUCAGUAUGGGGCUAAUCCUGGGAUGCCAGGAAACAAGGACACCACCACUGCUGUUUCCUCAAACACCUGCUAUGGCUUAACUCUGCAAGACCCCAAAACUGCAGAGUAAAAUAUCCCCAAGCUCUCCAUCAUGCGCACUCUCUUUGAUACAUGCAACAUUAUUAUGAUCUGAAAGACUUUCAGGUAAACCAGGAGCAACAGGACCAGAUAUAAACCCAGAAGAAAGGGCAACAAUACCCUGCCAAAUCGCAUCAUUAGAAUUGCAUCUUUUUGCAGCUAUUUAGCAGACGAUAUGGUUAUGUUACCUUUAUGAAACUGUGGCCCCCAGCAGACACUUGACAGUUUAUAGCACAGCGUGAAACACCUCCUUUUUUUAUCUGAGGUUGUGGUUCUCUGCCAGGAUGUAGAGAGUUGCUCCCUUCAGGUUAAAAAUGAGUAACUGCCUCGAGCAAGGAGGUUAAAUAGGUAAUGAAAUGGACAGAGGGAUUUGUGCCGCAUCAACAGUAAUACAGCAGGUUACUGAACCAUCUUGGUUAACAGGCAGCUUAGGUUGGGGGCAGUGCUUUUGAUUUACCAGUCAAUCUACUCUCCAGUCCUCACCUGUGGUCACAAGCUUCAGGCAGUGAAGGAAGAGAUGCUAUAGUGACGUGAGUUACCUCUGCACCAUGGCUGUGCCCAGCCCAAGGGAAAGAGAGAGGACAAUUUCUUUGUGAAUACCAUUUUAUCCUCUUAGGGUGCAUUGAUUCCAUUAUUUCAAGUAUGUAAAAGUAAAUAUCGACUCAAUUACACACCCGUCUUUGGAAACAACUUCCCUUGAUCAGACUGUUUUCACCACUCUUGAAGAAGUAACAACAUAAGUUUGGUUUUGUCCGGAUUCAGAAGACGCUGCUGUUACAAAAGCUGAUCCUGUACUAAACCAAGGGAGUGCUGAAGGUUUGAGAAAGCUUGAGAGGUGCAGUUUAGUGGUUUACUUUAGAACUACUUGUUGUUAAUUCAGCUGCAGGUUCACAUUAAACAUCAUGUCUUGGGCCACACCAGAGGCCACAUCAUAAUAUGGCUCUCAGUUUGAAUUUUCUUGGCAUGCAGUAAACAGCCACUGCAAGUGUCAUUUCAAAAACCAUACAAACAGAGAAACCAAAUGUAUUUCUCAGUUUAGUUUUGACCAGUUUUCUUUGACAUACUAAGUCAACUGUAUGACAGUCAAAUAGUAACAAUCUGAAGGGAAGCAUAUUUCCAUCUACUUUGGUAUUUGCUUAAAUAUCUUUGUCAGUAAAUCAAAUCUGCCCAGGGUGUAAAGUUGGGACAAGGACAUUAGUUAAACUCUUGUCUAGACUUUAACGUCUUGUUAGACUAGACUUUAAUGUCUAGUUAAAGUCAAGGCAUGACCAUGGAUCAACUUACCUGUGCGUGUAAACAUACUGAAUGAUAUGUUAGCUUUACAGUGGAUGAGACCGGAAAAGUGGAGCUCAUCUAAAACUUGAUCGCAGACCCAUCGGUCCAUAUCAGCAUAUAAAAACAUAAGGAAUAGAAAUGUAAGUACAAUAAAGGGAAAGCAAAAAUGAAGAUAAAACAACUACAUUCCAAAUGUUCUUAUAAUUUAAUCACCAAAAGAACAUCUGUUCCAGUGUUAUCAAAAACAGGAGAAAUACCUUGUGUCACUUUAUGUGCAUUGAGGGAGCUUCCCUAUAUUAUCAUUGUCUGAUUUACUUCAUAGUCAUGUAGAUUUUUACAUUAAACUUGUUUGUCAGUACUGCAUGAAAUACAAGCACACUAAUAGAAACUCAAAACUUUCACUUAUCUGAAACUUACGAGUUGGCUUGUGCAUAAAGUCCGUAGCGCUGGUGCUACAGACCAUCAUCAACACUUAGAUAUGUAACUUUAUCGACCAUGCUUCCUUGGAAAUGAAGAUAGAUGCAAGAAGGUCCUUCACUUUCACCUGUACUCUAUUGAACCAAGCCUUGAUAAGUGACUGUUGCUGCUUUAAUUAUUUCUGGGAAUACCGGCACCAUAAAAAGUUCUGGGACCAAAGAAAACUGCAGAAGUAAGGUCUGUCUUUUGGUGGCCAAGUUGUCAUCAUACGUAGAAAAACCAACAAACAAUAGUGAUGCAAACAACUUCUUUACACUGAAGAUCUUCCCCACUGUAACUUAACAAGUGGGAAUUGUUGGACAUUAGCAUGAGCAUUACUGCGAGCUUCUGUUUGAGGUAUAGCAGGAUGACUGAUGAGGUGUGUGUGUGUGUGGGUGUGUGUGUGUGUUUAGGGGGGCUUAAGAACACUUGUCUCGAUGUCUGUUUGUCUGUUUGCUCGUCUGUUGCCGCUCUGAGCAGAGGUCAACUGACUGGAGUCCAUCUGGGCACGAGUUGAUGUUUUCUUGCUUUUGUUUGUGCACACUGAGUAUGUGUGUUUGUGUGAGUGUGUGUGUGUAUAUAAGUGUGUCCAUGUCUUAAGGCGCACGUCUUAAGGAGUAGCAGAGGGGGGGUGGGAGGUUAUUCUAUUGUUGUUAGGGCAUAUGUUUUAAUGAUAUGCAAGGGUCAUUUGCAUGUCACAGCUAGCGGCAGCAGCGGGUGGUGGUAGUAGAGGUGGUUGUAAGGGGGGUUAUUGAUUGUUUGGGGGUGUGGUUUAAGACAGAAGGGAGCUGAAAAUGCUGGCCAAGGUCAGGAGGUCAAGCCUAGAUACACACACACACACACACAAGUGCAAAACACACAAACAGAAAUCUCUUCUUCCUUGAGCCUCAGGUCUUUCUAAACUGAACAAGAAGGGGGGUCUCUCUGGCAUCCAUUCCCCCUCUCAUCCUCCUCUACCUCUGCAGAUUCCUUUCUCUUCUCUCUCUUUUGCCUUUCAUUCCAACACGUUGAAUAAAUCUAGCAAAUUAGUUGUUUUUUCCUGUUUGUGUUGUUCCAGCUUCAUCUACAGGACAGCUUAAUCCAUCGUUAUUCUCAUUGUGAUGCUCAGCGUUUCAUGAACCCACAGACUUCCUGGCAAUGAACCGUUCCUGUGCAAAGGCACAUAGCAUUUCAUUUAAAUUAAGGUGUAAAGCCUAAAGAUGAGGAUGUUUACAGCUGCUCAGAUUGUAGAAGAGUAGCAGAAAAAUGUUGCAUAAAAAUGAAACACAGAUAUUGUUUUUCAUGGUAGUUACUUGGAUGUUGUUUUGAGUGAGCAUAGCCUUCGAAGUUGAGGAGCCUGAUGGUGUCUUGGUACCCAACUUUGGUCACACUGAACUUAGAUAGAUAGAUAGAUAGAUAGAUAGAUAGAUAGAUAGAUAGAUAGAUAGAUAGAUAGAUACAUAGAUAGAUACAUAGAUAGAUAGAUACAUAGAUACAUAGAUAGAUAGAUACAUAGAUACAUAGAUAGAUAGACAGACUUUAUUGAUCCCAAACUGGGAAACUCACGUUACAGCAGCAAAAAAAAUACAAAAUAAAAUAAAAUAUUACAAGAAAUAAGUUGGGAGGGGAAACAUCCAAGCUAAAAAAGGAAACAUCUAAACCUGUUGACCUGGACAUUAAACAGCCUUUUACCUGCCAGUCAUUCAGUACAAAUUACGUUAAAUGUCUACAUGAGCAAAUAUAUGAAUUUCUAUAGCAUCCAAUACAAAUAAGUGAGGUUGUUAUUGAUGCUGCUUAUGCUGUAUUCAACCUUCCCUUCUUUAUACUCCCUUGUGCUCUUCAUUGCCUUCUUAUUUACUCCUGCAUUUGUACUGCAGAUAUAAAAAUACAUGUUGUCCUAAUAUUAAAAUCAAGCAUUCAUUAUUUCAGUUGGCAUCUUCUCCUGCAUGUCACAUACAGGCCACAUAACUUAUCACCAAAUACUUCCAGUGGCUGAAAACACAUCUCCCAAAGAAAAUCCCCUUCUGUGUGCAACACGUGUUAAAGAGCAACCUUGGAUAUUUUCAGAACAGGUUGUAAUAAAUGAGCCAGUUUGUAAACAAAGCAGGUGCAGGUGUUUAUGUGGAAAGUAAAGUCUUGAGAAUUUCAGGGCCUGGAAGUCCUGAAAUUAUCUGUGGGGAAAAAAACAACAGGAGUUCAUGUGUGAAAAAGGCUGAAGAGAGCAUCAAGAGAGGCUGCAACACUGUGUUUUUGUGAUGGCACUGACAUGAACAUGGAAAGUAAAUCAAACUGGGUAUUUGACUCCAUCCUAGACCACCCUGUCCACAUGAACCACUUAUUGUGUAUACCGGGCAGUCACUUAGUCAUUUCUGGGAUUGGUGAUGUUACUGUAGACAGCAGCUCACACAAAUGUUAUCUGACUGAGCACCAUUAUGCAAAUGGUGCAAACCACCAUUGCAUAUAAUGAUGUUUGCAUUUUAAAGGGGUCUGUUUGCUUAGUCUUGCUAUGAACACUGACUGCUCACAGCAGGUCAAAUACAUCCUCAUGUCACCAGGAAAUGACCUGAUGCCCCUGGCUUACGCUCCAUGCCUGGCCAUGGACUGUCAAAGCCUGCAGACGAGACUCUCACAGAGCACCUAAAAUCUUUGCAGGAGAUCCACCGUAAAAAGACCCUGCAGAAUAUUUACAGAUUUUACCCAAAAACCCUCUGCUUGUGGCAGGGAAAGAGUCAAAAGUAAACACAGGUCUGUGUCUUUCUUCAGGUAAUGACAUUUUUCCUUGACUUGAUCUGAAAUCAACAUCCAGUGUGAAAUGAAAGUGACAACUGCAUGGUGAAGGUGAAAUUUGUCUCAAAUACAUAAUAAAAGUUGACCUCAAUGUCCCACAAACCCCAAAAGGCCAGCCAGAGCCUCAGAGGUCUGCACCCCAAUCUGGGAGUGUGAUACAUGACUAGCCUUUGUACCCGUAAGUUUGGAGUGAGCACCGGCCAAUUAGGGAAACCAAACACUCAACUGACAAACAUUGUAACCUCAUCAGUCAGUCAGUCAGCCAGUCAGUGAGACAGUAUCGUGUUUAUAGGUCUGACCUAAGCCUCCAGGCCAGCGUGACAUUUCUACUUCAGCUUUUUCUUAAUGAACAGCUGGAUGCACCGACUGCACACAGCAGUCCCAGUCUCCUGAGCAUUCACUGAACUCAACUACACCUGAGUGCUGCCACCAUAUCUGGAGAUUAAUCUGCUCAAAUGAGUUGGCAGUGAGGAUGCUGGGAUGUUCUUUUUUGUUGUGUUUAUUAGUGUAGUGUUUCCUUUAUUUCGCUGUAUCUAUCCGUGUGUAUAUGCUGGGUUUUACCUUCACUAUCCAUCCACCCACGCACGCUCACACACCCACACACCGACCUUCCUCUCAGCCUCGUCACGUCUAUGAGAAAGCUCGCAUAGCCUCCAGCUGAGGGGGGCGUUCUCACUCUCCAAACUGCAUGCAUGGACAACUGUGUGUGUGUGUGUGUGUGUGUGUCUGUGUGUGUAAGAGAGAGAGAAUAAAAGAGAUACAGAUUUUGGUGUGUGUUUGCGUGUUCUGCAUUCACGCAUGAUCAGCCCUGUUUUCUCCAUGAUCUGUGUGUGUCAUGCGUGUGAAUGUGUUCAUGCAUGGCUGACGUGUGUGAGUUUGAGUUUUAUAGGUUACAUGUACAUGUGGGGAGUGCGGCUGUAGUUCAGCUAUAAAAUAAAAACUUCCAAUGACACGGCUGAAACAUGAUGAACAGUCUCCAGAAUGUCAAGUUAAAGGUUUAUUCUGUAGAAUUAAGUAGCAUUUUUCCAAGGAAAUUGAAUGUUUUUUGCAGAAGUAUGUUGAUCUGAAUUUAUGUUGGAUGGAAUAUCCUUAUCAGUUCAUUUCUGAUGACUUAGAAAAAGUCUUUUGUAUUAUAGAAGCAGUAGGUCCUCGCUCUGAAGGCUGCCAUGUUGAACUGGAAUGAUUUUUACAGUAGCUCAGAAUGGACAAACUAGCAGGAACCAAACAAGAUUUGUUAAUCAGUAAGUGAGGCAUGCAUGUCGGAGAACAGAGAGGACAGAGUACGAUCAGUUUGUGUUGUUGAGUAUAAAUUGUAUUUUGUAUUGAUUAAGGUUUGAUUGUAAAAACCUGACAAAUGGAGAAUUAGACUUAUCAUGCACUGCAGGGUUGUUAAUCUGAGUGAAUCAGAGUUUUUGUCAAAAAAAACAAAACAAACAAACAACCAACCAACCAACCAACCAACCAAACAUACAACCAACCAACCAACCAAACAUUCAACUAACCAACCAACCAACCAACCAACCAACCAACCAACCAACCAACCAACCAAACAUACAACCAACCAACCAGCCAAACAUUCAACUAACCAACCAACCAACCAACCAACCAACCAACCAACCAACAAACAAACAAACAAACAAACAAACAAACAAACAAACAAACAAACAAACAAACAAACAAACAAACAAACAAACAAACAAACCAACCAACCAACCAACCAACCAACAAACCAACAAACAAACAAACAAACAAACUGUAAGAAGUAAAAUGAGAUCUGAACAGGUAACUGCAGGAAAUAAGGUUCAACAUCAAACAUCAGUGUUUAUCCUAAAGACAAAUUUAUGUUUAAAGACCAAAACUGAAGUUGUCAGUUUUCUGCUGGACAUACCAGAGAGGGUUUAUUCAAUCAAAGUGACAUGAAUUUGCAGGAAACUGAAGCCUAAAUGAUGUCAGUCAGUGCUGCUUUCAGAGAUGCUGCUAAGAGUCAAUAUGAGGCAACAUCAUGUCAAUAACUCAUCAUUUUUCUCUUUUCUCUGACAGAAACACGACUCACUGUCUUUUAAUUGACAACAAUACUUAGAGUCAACCAACCAUUAGCCACAUAAUACUGUCUGAAAGGGGGAUACCACAAGUCUCACAACAAUGUUAAGAUGAGGAGACAAAACAUUAGAGACAAAACUACGACUUUAUCAACACUUUAUUCACAGAACAUGAAAACUUUAUUCUUGUAAUAUUGUAACUCUACUGCAACUAUUUUUUUGGAUGAUAUGCCUUUAAUUUUGUAACAUUGGGACUUAAUUUACUCACAGCUUUAUUCUCAUAAUACAACCUUACUAUGACUUUAUUCUUGAAGGAAAAUGAUGUCAAUAUUAAGUCAUUGUCAUAAGAAAUUGACUUAAAAUCGUAGUCUUUAGAUGGCCAUGACACUCCAAAUUUGCCUUUACCUUUGCUAUUGAUUUUUGGUUGCAAAACAGUAAAAGGAGGAGACCAUGUGACUUGUAACUAGUAUGUAACUACCAGACCUUUUCAAUAUUCAAUUCAAAAUGGAAAAAGUAGAAAAAAACAACAACAUACAAAACAAACAAACAAAAAAUAUAUAAAUAAAAUAGUUUUAAAUGAGAGUAAUACAGGUUUUACUCCGGGAGACCCUGAGCCGUUAAACACUCUGGUAAGUUACUACAAUUAACAUUUUAAUAUGAGAUGAGAUUUAUUUCUUUAUUUUGCCCAUGAAAAGUUCAUAUAAGAGCAUUUAUAAACUAAUUAAUAAAUAAAAUUACUUAUAAAUCAAUAUUCAGUCAAUAUGAUGAAUCAAAUAUGCAUAGUGUUACAGUUUUAGUCACAGUUCCACCAUUAAAUACAAACUCCUUUAGUACAGCAGUAAGUCAGAUAUUUACUCAGAUCAAAAAGAAACAGCUUUUCUUGUCUCUUAUGUCCAAAUAAAUGAACUUUUGACCGGUUGUCGACAGUGUUUGUUGUGUUCACAGUGUGUACCAUGUGUGAGCGCGUUUGACAGCAGCGGAGCGUGUGUCUCUGUGUGUGUGUGUGUGUGUGUGUGUGUAUGUGUGUGUGUGUCUGCGUCUCAUUAAUAAUUCAUGAAGUGGGAGGGGUGAGGAUGAGGGGGCGGUGACAGAUGGAGAAUCUCUGUGUGUGAGACGGAGAGAGGGAAAGAGAGAGUGCCCGUACGGAGAAACGGGGAGAACACGGAGAGAGGGUGAAAGGGUUAGAGAGAGAGAGUGAAAGAAAAAGAAAACUGAUUUAAUGACAGAAAACAGAGUAGUGUUCGUCUCCAUUUUUUCAAGUACCUGUUCCAUCUGUUGUUGUUGUUGUGUCCUCUGGUGGAUUUGACUGACACACGCUCGGCUUUUUUCUUUGCUGUUUUCUCCAUUUGGUUUCGUGGAUGCUGAAGGAUUGACGGGGAUGGAGAUACAACACAGUCACCCUGCACUGAAGUACACCUUGAUGCAAGAGCUGCACUGACAGAGGUACUGAUGCAUGUUUGUACACUUUCUGUGUGUGCAUGUGUGUGUCACAUGGAAAUUUAUUUAUGUGUUUUUACUUUUCCAUUUUGGUUUUAUUUUAAGGAGGAGAGAUUUAUGCAAAAACUAGAAGGGCUAACUUAAUUUUUUGAUAUUGUUGACAUAUAGUAGCUGCAAUGUAUGCUAUAUGACUUACAUUUCUCAACAAAGACUACAAAAUUGUAUUCCUUAAAGCUUUACAAAGAUACAUCUUUGUGUAAAACAGUCAGUGUUGUACUAUCCAUGUGGAUUUUACAAAAUUCUGUGUACUGUACUUUAUCAUGGGCUUAAUUCUCACACAGGUUUUGUCCCUUGUUUGUUCACAACAGUCUGCCUUCACACAAAAAAUAUAAACUACUAACACAUGUACAUCAAAUCAUAGUUAGGUUGGUGCUGCUCUGGAAACUUGAAUUCAGUCUUUAAUAAGUUACCCUGCAUGAUGUCUUCAUUUACUGCUUGACUGAUAUUUUUUGUUGUGAAUCUUUUUGUUAUAAAUGUCUAAAUAGUAGCUGCUUUCAUUGAUUCCUCAGGCUGUUACAAUGAAGAGAAAUGAAAUGUGGUUACAGCUGUCUGUACUGCUCGACUGCACACACACACACACACACACACACACACACACACACACACACACACACACACACACACACACACACACACACACACACACACACUGAUUAGACUGUCUGACACAGUUGAUUGGAAAAAUAUUGAUUAUGUCUUGUGUGCAUGUUAGCUUAUUGGCUACAAUUACUCUUAAAUGUGCCUGCCUGUCUAUGUUUUUCAGUUGUAUCUCAGAUAAGCAUUUUUGCAUGUGCAUGUGUUCGGAUAUCUGCCUUGACCUGACUAACAGCAGAGUUAGCUUCAGGAGAUCUUCUGUGAUGUGUCCUCCAUUGGUCAGACUGGAGGCACCCUGCUCUCAUCACCAGUGACAGAUAAUAGUUCAUUGUCUCAAAGCUGGAGUUGGCUGUCUGUCAGGUUGUAACUCCUGAUGUCAGUGGGUUUGAGUCAUGUGAAAUGGAGACACUGAUUAAUUUUGGUCAGUUUAUUUUUUUUAAAUCAAAGUGAAAACAUAAACAUUGUGUGUGUUUGGUAUUAGAGUGUGCAUUCAUAAUGCAGAUAUGGCCUGCAUUUGACCUUAAAUAGAGCCUUGGAUUGACAUACAAUAUGUUAAACUUUAAUGCAGCAGCAGGUCAUUGUUUGGUGUUAAGGCUCCGACCUAAUCCCUCUUGAUGAUGAAGAUGAUGAUGAUAUCCUAAACCUGUUGGUGUCAGCCUGCAGCUGUGUGCUCUGGAGGUGGUGGAGCUGAAAACUUUACCUCAGCAUUGGUGCAGCAAAGCAGGAGAAGAGACAAGAAAACUUAUGGGGAGGGUUUGUGAGAGGAUGGGGAGAAUGAUGCGUGGCAAAUGUGACAUUAGUGCAGUCUCUACAGGCUUGCAGGUGUUUCUCUGUUGACUAAUUUUCUGUAAUUCUGCUGGUUAUAUUUUUAAUUUAAGGUUUUAAAACACUUGAUGAGCAGUACAUCUAACUUGUCAGGCACAAAGUUACUUUGCAAAAAUGGCUAUAGUCUGGUCUGACAGAGCUAAAAAGCAUCUUUUCCAACCACACAUCAAUUCGUUACAUUUCUCAUUAACUGUCCAGUAAAAGUGAGGCAUUAUGUGCUUUUACGUGAUGAUCGUUGUGUGUCAGUAACAGCUUGAUGAAGCAGUUAGUUGUGAGUUUGUUCUUCAUAUUCAAAAGUUCUGCAGACUGUUGAAUCUUGUGGUUGAAAAAAAUCUUUGUGGUUGUUUCUAGUUCUGCAAGUUAAAUCAUUGUCAGAGAGUGUUUCUCUGUACGAAGUCUUUUCUUUUCAGAAUCCAGCUUUGGCAUGCCUCAGUAAAUGGGGUGGUUUUACAUGGUGGUAUUUACUGUAACAAUAUAUGUAUGCUGAGAAAUAACAAUGUCUUAUAAUGUGUAAGCUGUAUUGGUUGAAGAAACGUUGUUGAAGUGGUCCCCUAUGGCUUGAAUAUGGUACAUUUCACAUCUGGUAUCACUAAAGUUAAAUGACUCAGUUGAGUCCUGGGAGAGGAACACAUAGUUAUGCUGAUAUAUUGAACCCUUCUUGUCGAUCCCCUUUUUUUCUUUAUAACUUUGCUCUCACAAAGUACAACAGAUAUCAACUGUGUUCACAUUAACAAUUGUUGAUCAUAAAAGCUAAAUAAAACACUUCUUGAUCAGGUGGAAGCACACAAAUACUCUUUAAGGCAGUCACUUCCACUGAAAAUGAGUGGACAAAAUAACAUAAAACAUAUCAUAACACAUAACUGAUAACACAAAAUAUUAAUUCAGUAAAAAUGAGAUUCGUAUACAUAUCAGCAAAGAAAGAAUAAUUUAUUGUCAGGUCUGUGCCCAUAUUAAAAUUCAGCUGUCGUUCAUUUAUCACAAAUAUGGAGUGAAGAAACAGUAUGACGUCAAAUAUGUCACUAAAUUGAAUGAAUGUGGUGCCAAAAGAGCAUUACUCCGACCUUUGAACCCUGCUGAGGUCAAUAAGUCAGAUCAAUAUAAUGGUAUUCUCCCAUUUAUUGUAAAUCAUUCAGCAGGAAGAGAUAUUAUGUCAGUUUUCUCCUUGUGUUUAGCUCAUAGCCUGAGUAUUAUCAUCUAUCUGCAGUGUGUCUAACAGCGUGUUCUAGUGUUGGUGGUCUACAAUGAUACUUAGUUUUAGAGCAUGCAACGUUUACUUUUUUAAAAAUGCUGCUGACCCUUUGUAAGAGUGACAAGACCUGGUUUACAUUUAAAUGUACACUGACAGUCACACAAAAAAAAUCACAUUUUCUGUCCCUAAUUCUUGUCGGUUCAUUUUGUGACUCUAACAUCGAUUCUGAAUUGCCGUUAUUAAUGGAGGCUACACAUUGUAAGAUAAUCAAGCCUAUGUCCGAUGGCUCUAAAGAUUAAUUUGGUAGAUUUUUCUGUUGUGUGAGGUAUGCUAAGACCGAUUUCACUCCCUAACCUGGUUUGAGAAUGUCAUGGCCACAGCAUUGUUCUGUAAAAUUACACACACUGUGAUAUUUACAACCCUAUAUCCUGUUGUGUGGAGGACAGCUGAGCAUGCACUCUGUUGAUUGUCAGCAAUUUUUGUGCCAUGUUUGUUGACUCUUAGUCAACAAGAUUUACAGUUUCAGGGUCAGGAUCCUGCUCGCACUUAACACAUAAAUACGAAUCGAUUGUUAAACCUACCACAGUUUGCUAUUAGCUGUGGGGCCUGUCGCAUUUUCAACAUCUGUCAAGAUUUUUAACCUCUGGUUGUGGCUUCACUUGACACAAAUAACCAGUUACAGGUGCUGCUAGCUGACUUAAGGCCUGAUCUACUGAAGGUUUGUGUGUAUAAAAACAUAUGCAAACUUGAUCGCGCGCAAAGCUGAUCUACUAACCAGAUGCAUUAAGGAUUGUGUCAGUCAAACAAGCAAAAUAGCACGCCCAAUCCAUUUCGUGUGCUUUGCCUUCAUGAGUAAUAUAUGCGGAUUAUCACAACGCGCAAAAUACUGGGAGGAGGAGAUGCAAAUAUAAAUAUUUAGCACCCAUCUUUUGCGUCUAUUUUUAGCAUGUUUAAAAGGCAGGCGCAAAAUUCCACAGCGUGGAAACGAUCAUUGUGGCGAGAAGGAGGCAUAGGUGCACUGACAGUUGAUGGAUAGAGAGAGUCUUCAGUGUGCGUGUGUCAACACAUUUGGACUGUCAUAAAUAAAAUUAGUAGAGACAUAUCGUCUAUUUAGUAAUGCCAUUUUUGAGCUGCUGGAUGACCUAAGGGCGGAUUUCCGCCGGUCCCCCACUGGUUAUAUUUGCAGAGGUUUUAUUAAAUGCUUUUGUGCAUUUAAAUGAUUUAUUUUAUGAUGCUGUUGUUGUCCACAAAUGCAGGAGGCAAUAUCUUAUCUGACAGUUCUCACAUGGCAGCUUUAUUAGCUCACAGGGAGCAGGACAGUUCUGGUGCUAGGAAUCAGUGCCUGUUUACUUUUGCACCUGUAUUUUCAGCGAUGACGACUCUGACAUGGAUGCUCAGGUGUGUUUGGGUGAAUGGAGAUGAGUUAUGAAUUGCUGAUGAAAUGUUUCAGUUUCCCUUGGAUGAUGGAAAAGUUGUCACACUGGACAAUGCACAGGUGGCCACGGUGAUGCAGUGCUGCUUGCUCACUGCUGGAGGAUUUUUUUUUUUUACAUUACACACAUGAAGUAGAUGUUUGUUCUCUCUGUGUGAGUGUGUGGUGCAUGCAGGGGUGAGAGUGAUUAAUUCAUUUCAAGUGUUUUAUUUUCAUGUGCAGGUGUGUGUCUGUGUUGUGAUGUGGUUGAGUGUUUGUUGGGGAUGCAGGAGGGUGGACAGGAGUGGGAGGUAUUCACACACACGCACAUACAAGCAUGCUCACACACUCGGUCACACACAAGUACAGUCCUUCUUUUGUUGCAAAGAGGAGGUUAAUGCACCCAGAAAACAGAAAGAAAGAGAGAGAGAGAGAGAGAGAGAGAGAGCCUAAUGGACAACGACGGGCCUCACAGCAAAUAUUUGGUUGGAAGGUCUCACACUAACAUCCCAUCCCCCUUUCUCUACCUCUCUUCCUCUCUUCCUCUCUCUCUCUCCUCCCCCUCUCUCCAUGGCCAAAGGGAAAAGAUCAGAACAAAUUGUCACUCUGUGAUCUGCCCACGUUUCACGGCUGUUUUCUUUCUAAAAAGAACAAUGCUGGAGGCCACGUAUCUGGUGCCAGUCAUGUUGUUAUUGAAGAACAAACAAACAAACGGAUGUAAAUUUGAUUUAAAGUUUUCCACAGACCCUCCUGACACCAUUAAAUCAUUAGCACGGUUACAUAGAGACGUUAUUACAUUUACUGUGGACAAACAAGAUCAAAUCUGGAGAAACAUAUUGCUCCCAGAUGGUAUGACUGCUUAUCACAGUGCGGACCUGACCCCUACUUUACAUGCUCAUAUAAACCGCAUUUUUCACUACAGUACGAUGAUCCAGGUCACAGGAGGGUCUUUUAGAGAACAGGACUUGGAAGUAACAUGUUAAACAGUCUGUAUAAAGCCAGCAGAUUUCAUAGUCAAUGUAGUUUUAAUUUGGACAAAUUGGGACCCUAAGAAGUACCACAUAUAGCAGACAGGCUAAAUACUUCCUAACAAGAUAGCAAUAAGAAACUGUCCCAUUUACAGUAAGUUUUUGAAAUCCCUGACAUUUCCUUUAACCAGCUUUCUUGAAAAAAAAAAAAAAAAACAGAUCUGAAGAACAUUAUGUAAAUGUUAUUUAACUAGCUAAAAGAUUUUUUUAUAAAAACGGUGCCAUAAGUGUCUUUCAUCACUCCUACAUAGAGAUAGGCGAUAAAUUAUCGUUCACGAUAUACCGUCAGAAAAAUCCUACAUAGUAAAUAUUUGCCAUCUCAUGAUAACUACGAUAAAUGCAAGUUGGCGACGUAAGCAUGAGCGACAGACUCACAGCCAUAACCCACACAGAGCAGAAUAACAAACAAACAUGGCUGAAGGUAAUGAAGAAGACGUUUCUGAGCAGCUUGUAACUGAUCAAGGCUCCACAUGAAGGAUUUCCUUCAAGGUUGGGGUUUAGAUGAGCUCAAUUAGGUCUGCCUGACAUCGGACAGUGGAUCUGCUGCUGUUCACUCUAUGCAAUAAGAGUUUAGUUUUCUCCAUAACCUACCACUCAAACUUGUGGUGAAGUAUCUUAUUUGACUACCCCAACUAGUGUUCUUGAGACAGAAUGAGUCAAAAAUAUAGAUUGGAAUUAUAAUAUUUUUUAUCGGGACUUUUAUUGUUAUCGUCAGGGUGGCGAAUCUUAUUGUGAUAAAUAUUUUUGCCCAUAUCGGCCCGUUCCUACUCCUACACCACAUUAGUGCUUCCAUAAGCUGUUUGCUUAGUCUAGAAUCUAGAUCAUGGUAACCUGGAAGGUCUUACCUUCCAUCUAAGGACAGCUUAUUUAAACAGCUCCAAUAACAGUCCAAUGCUACCCUGUCAAUUACACACAUUAAUCAUAAUUAAAAUGUAUAUUUUACAAACGUGUGUUUCCAUCUGAUCAAGAUGCUUAAGCAGAGUCUACACAAAGUCUUUGAACCGCUUUUGGUAGUGCAUACUGUUGUCCAAACUGCCUUUCAUAAGUGUUAAAGGAUAAAAAUGUCAUCCACUGCUCUGCAUUUGUUGGAAGGACUUCAACUUUUGCAUGACCAUUUAAGACAAUCCUUGAAUUUCAGAUGUUCUUUUUCACAAAUACUAUAUCUGCUCUUUGCUUGUUGCAACUGUUUACAAUAUGUCUGAACUGGUGCACUUUUGUCUCAUCUAACAUGACAAAAAAAUGUUUUCUGUGCACUCAAAGCAGCAGUAGAUUUAUAAAACUAAUGGAAACAAAAACAAACAAACAGAAAAGGACAAUAGUAGGAUUACUGAAACAUAUUUUCAUCGGAGCUGCUGUUUGGACUGCUCCGAUUACGUAAUCAUAGAGAUUUAGACCACAGAUGACUCCUCUCCUGCCAUGUCCAGUUAAUCUGUGUCCUCUCAGUGAGUGCGUGUGUAAGUGUCUGGUUGUGUGUGUAUGUGUCCUGCAGAUGUGUGAGUGUGUGUGACUAGAUAGCACAGGAUAAGCCCUCGUCAGCAGAAUAUUCAAAUAAGAAACACAUGCAUGCAGCAGAAACCAAGUUUUCCUGUCAUGAAAUGUUUUGUGUGAAAGCUGCGUGUUCACUUAGCAGGAAUUAAAGAGGAUUAUCAGACGUGACGAUGGUCCAUCAUUGAAUUAAGACAAAGAAGAUGAAUUGCUGUGCUGCAUGGUGCACUUUUACAGUUAGUUUACUGUUUCACGUAGAAAUAUUGAGAUGCCCUACCCUGUCUAUACUAGUUUGAUGAAAAACAUUUCACAUAAUUGGCUGAGGAACACUGGUUUCUGAUGUUUUGGCAGCUUGUAUUGUCCCUCAGAACAAAUUUUUGGUGUUGCAAAACAAGAGAUGUGAGACGCUUUUCUGUAAGCUCAAAGGCGAAACAACUUUGCCAAACCAUCCUAGACCACAAUGAAUGUACACAGAGGGUGAGACACGUAAAGGUCCUUUCUUUACCAAGCCAUGCAAAUGGGGAUUUUUCUGCAACCAGAAUAGAGCUUGUAGAAAAAAAUACACCGACGACUGCUGAAAACCACCUAAGAAUACAUCUUUUCUCUAUCAAGGAUAUGAGGAAGUGAGAUAUCUUGGAUUAGUUUGAUUUGAUUAUGGAAAUGGAAAUGUAUAUUGGGGUCAGAGAUGGUUAAACCGAGUGAAAAAGAAAAGAAAUGAGGUGGGUGAAAAGUCAAAGAGCGAGAAAAGGGUUAAUACCCAGACUCGUGCGAUUGCAGAUGGGGUACAGCUGUUGUGCCCACAAGCAAGGCAUUUAACCUACAUCACUGCACCAGCAUCACAAUGUGUGUGUGUGUUUGCUAGCCCUGGGAAUAAGUCUGUCUAUUAAACUGACACAUUUUCUUAGAAAUUAACAGUCGAACGGUCGUGCUCUGGAGUGAGAGGUGGAAAUGUACAAAUGGUACUGGAUUUGUGCCCUGUAGAUCAAGAGUGAAUAUUUAAAUCACACAGCAUUGUUGUAGUUUUUUUCUUUUUUUUGCUCUUAUUUGAUCACCAAUAUUUAUACACUUUAACUUGUGUUUCCUCAUGUAUUCAUGCAGCAAGACCAAACUGUUCGUUACUGGUGUCUUUGGACCAAAUAGAAACAUUGGUUGUAAGCCUGAGCAGGAACAGCCACUAAAGCAACAAUAAAGUACAGAAAAGGAACAUGUAGUCGAACACAUACAAUAAAUGUGAUGUGUUUCAAACCCUAGACUGGGGCCGAAUCUCUGCCAGGAAAAUCAAAGAUGUCUCCUGUAAAUAAUGACACGGUAAAUCAGCCUUACAAGUGCAUCUGUAUUUCUGCCCCUUCUUAAAAAGUGUCAUAAAUCCAUCAGAGUAAACGAGGAGAUCGCUGCCCUCAAUCUAAAAAGGCAAUUUAGGGGGUGAACUCUCUCAUGUAUUUUUCCACUCACUGACUCUCUUGAUUGGUUGGGUUUCAGGGCUCAGCUUGCCAUUGGCCAUUGGUCCGCUCACUCGUGAAAUGGUUCCCGUAAUUUGUGACCAGUGUUGCCGCUGGGAUAGCCUCUGCUUUAUUUCCUCAUGUUUGAAUGUUUCCCAUGUUUGUUGUGGAAAACAUGUAUAGUAUGCAGCAGAACAAUGAACAAGGAGACGGGAUGAGAUCGGAAUAGUAGCCUGGGUGUCUUUGUUGUACAGAUGUAGAAAUCAGUACAGAUGUUACAGAGUCAAACAAUUCACUGCGUAUUACAGAUGUGCAUCUCUCAUGUGUGUGUGUGUGUGUGUAUGCGUGAGUCUCUUUAGAUGAGUAUUAUAAGUGCCAGUUGUUUCCUGCCUGUUUUCUGACCCUCUGGAAGGUUUCCAAGGACGUGUCUCAGUUAUGGGAAAUUUAACAGAACAUUAGUAUUGCUGGGAAACCAACUCAGCUUCCUGGCAGACGGUCAUUAAGAUCAUCCAGAAUCUUUUGGCAAACUGUGAUAAGUUCAAGCUCUUGCAAAACAGCUUGCUUACACAACCGCACAGUUGCGAGGUUGUGUAAGCAAAGCCAUCCCAGCUGAUAACGAAUCAUUAAUAUAAACAUAAUCUGUUUCUGUGUGAUGCAUUAGCUCUGCAUUUGUAACUGUUGGUAUCCCUGCAAAGAGGCUCAAAAAGUAACAGGCUGUGGAAAUAACAUGAAACAGAUCUUGUGUUUCAUGUUUGUAAGAUGUUACGCCUCUGUGAAAUCAUGUGUGUUGCGCCUCACAAGUCAGUUCAGGCUUAUAUUUUACAUCCACAGCCACAUCAUGACAGAAUAAUCAAAGCUCAGCAGCUUUUUCGGGCUCAGUGUAAAUAAACAAAAUCAGCAUCACAUCCUGAGAAAACUCGUUCCUUUUUCCAGUGUUUGAGCGAGUCCUUUAUAGACAUUAAGGAGGUUGCUAGGUGAGGCUUGGCUUUGCUCGAUACCAAGGUUUUCCCUCCCCCCAGAUUUUUAUUUUCUGUGUCCUUAAGACUGUAAGAAAAGAAAAUCAUGAACAAAAAAAAAUCUUUCUUGACCAUGAAACCACUGAAAUACAGACCUGUGUGUGUGUGUUUGUGUGUGUGUGUGUGUGUGUGCGCAUGUGUGUGUGUGUGAUAGAUAUCUUGUGUAAAUGAAAUUUUUCAGCAACCUAAACACUCGAUCAGCUUUCCACUACUCUAUAAAUGCACAUGCAACAAACAACACUUUUAUAGACUCAGCUAAAAACCUAUCAAAGAAAACUAAAACCUCCACACACACACACACACACACACACACACACACACACACACACACACACACACACACACACACACUCACUCCAUCAUCCUAGCUCCUAGCUAAUCCCCUUUGAGGUGUGCCCAUACACAAAAGUGCACACACACACACACACACACACACACACACACACACACACACAAAGACAGACUUUAUCACACCUUUUAGCCACUCCACCAGAGCAGUAAUCACUACACGUACACUGCACACUGACAUGUCAGUCAUUUUCACACCACGCUUCCCCAUGGGGGGUUAGGGGGGCGGGGCUAGAAGGAGGAGUUUUUAGGGUGCAUUAAACACACAUUUCAUCUCAAACAAAGAGGACAUGAGCUUUACGAGCGAACAAAAACUUGUGGUCUGUGCAUUUUCACAGUACACAAAACAUAAUUAAAUUAUAUGAUGACAAACAGAACAACAACAUGACCUGACAGACAGAGAGAGAGAGCGAGGGAGAGGAGGAGUGUGAUGAAAACAGGGAGAAAAUCUAUCUGCUUAUAAUUCCAGAGGCAUAAAAUUUAUAUGAGGCUGAUGUGAGGGCAGCUGUGAUUUCCAUAGGAAGAGAUGAAGGUGCAUAGAUGUAAUACUGUCCUACAUAAUGAAUGAAUAGAGAGGAGCUGGAGGACAGGGGGCUUUUCAUUCACUAUGUAGGGAGACACACAUGUCAGAUGAUGGACCUAAUGUCAUUUCACAGAUUAUCUGAGUUAAAGGAACGGAGAUCAGGGAGGGGAGGGAGAGACCUGGGAAAUUACAUUCAGUAAUGGUAUAAUUAUACCAGAAAAAUUGGAGAGGACAACUGUUUGUGUGUGUGUGUGUGUGCGUGCGUGCGUGCGUGCGUGCGGCUGUAGAACAGACUGGCCAGUAGAAUGAUUUAAAUUACCACGGUAACCUCAAGGCAGAUGGGCCCAAGUUAGCAAAUUGAGCCUGAUGGCUGAACCCAAAAAUCAGUCUACCACAGGAGGAAAACAGGGAUCUGAGCGGCUUUCACCUGAGGUGGUUCAACUUUUAAUCCAGUAUUAAUUUAUUUACUAUUCAAUUCUUUUGAUCUUUGAGGACUCUGAAAAAUUAACAACAGCCUUCAGCUAUGAAGUCGACAACCCCAAACAAAACAGCAGUUCAAUCAAUAAGACAGAGACAGUCAAUACGUUUUCACUGCCAAUUUACUACCUUACAUAAAAGAAUGAUUGAACCCUCUAACCCAGACUGUAGAGCACACCUUUAACUUAGUUUGUUUUACAGAGUAAUGAAUGUAAAAUAAGAAAAGAGUAUACACAUUAAAAAGAGGAAAAGAGCGAUAUCACUCUUUAGAGGCUGAUGCCGAUGUGGAUAAUGAGAUAGCAGGUUGGCUGAUGCCCAAGUUUUUUAUACUGACGUCUCAUUGUUGCUGUUUUUUUUCUCUGCAUUUGACAAAAUAUAACAAUUUCUAUACUGAGUGUAUCUUUCAUUUAAUACAUUUUAAGAGACAACAUUUGGUUCAGUGAAAUAUUGCUACACGGGACUUACAGAUUUCUGUCCGGUCGUCUAAAAAUAUUAUAGAAUACAAAAAUAUGAGGUUAAAUUAAAAGAACAAAGGGAUUCAUUAAAAAAAAAAAAAAACUAUGAUUAAAAUCAGAUAAUAGGUGGUUACCUCAGCUAGUACCAGGUUCCAGAUGAAUUUUUAAUAAAUUGAUGGUAUUAUAGAGUCUACAACAUGGCUAAUAAAUAUGUCAGAAACAAUACAAAACUGAAUUAUUUAUACAUCAAAAUGGUAUUUAUAUGAAUAGUGACUGGUAAAGGUUAGAUUUGUGUCAAUAAGGAUGAAAAUGGUGUGUUUUCCUUUAGAGUAAAUAACGGUGAUACUGACCUUGUGAGGAGUUGAUUUCAGUUUGCAGACUGAUUAAUCAGUUUAUGUCUUUUGAGAAUAUAACCCACUUAAUCUAAAGCAGUAUGAUGAUGCAGGCUGUUUAGGGGGACACCUGGAGAAGACUUCUUCUGUGUUUAGCAGAGUGCAGAUAAAUGAUCAAUGAAGUAAUGUGCGGUUUUCACUAAAUGCGCAAAAUGAUCUCUUCAAACAGACUCCACAUUGGGUCUGUGUUCAUUUGUUGUUAAUGCAAACUGAAUAGAAUCUGCUGCAGGUUCACUUUAAACCAGCAUAAAGUGAACAUGCUGACUUUGGUCUUGUAAGGACAUGUUUAUACCACAUGCUCCCUUAAGAGUGUCUAGAACCCAGACGUGGCAUCUUACAUUCAUGUUUAUUCAUUCGGUCUUUCCAUAAGUCACCUGGGAGCUUACAGGGCAGAGUGCCUGUUUUGAAACUGUCUUUGACUUUGCUGCUAGGCUUUUUUCAUAAUGAGAAUAUAAAACAGAAACACCAGCUUUAAUUAAGAGAUGAAGAUAAGGAUGAAGAAUGUAAGUGUUUGCUAGAUGAUGAAAUACAACUUUGGGGUGUGAUUUCCACUGUAAGUGCAAGAGUCUGGUCUUGGAUGUAUGCACACACAGAGGUUGGUCUAUAUGUUUGUAACAUAUGCUAUCAAAUCAUAGUGUAAAUGAAGUGUAAAAACAUACAUUGCUUCUAAAUGGGACCACACCUCCUUGAAGAUACUUGUUGCCAUUAUUGAGCUGAGUUUAAACCUUGACAGGUUGAGUAGUACCCCAAUUAUCACUUCGUAAUCUUGCAACUUUUCAAAUACUUCAAACACCUGAGCUUGUUAAGAUCCAAAAUGAUUGUUAUUUGGAACACACAAGCAUUAACACUAGAUUUUUUGAGUUUUGCAGUUUCCAACAAAUAGCUUGCAAAGGAUGAUAUUGUGUUGGAAAUUCAGCUUCAGGAAGUCCCCAGAUUAGUUUAAGUUGUUAGGAUGUAUAAUACAAACUGAAUGUUGCUCUUAAAGUUUUGUAAGAAAAUGUUUUUUUCAAGAAAAUCAGGUAAGUUGACUUUCUGUCGACAUCAUUUUGCCAGAGCAGCUGCUGUGCUUUGAAUUUUAAUUUUAAAUCAACAAGUUAAAAACCAGCCCUGUUUUGCUUAUGUACUAGCUACUGGAAUACAUGAUUUUAAUGUGUGUAUUUUUUCCUUCAGAAAUGGCCUUUCGUUGUUUGACUUUUAGCAGUCAUGAAUGGGUUUAGGAUCAAGGAGUGAUAGCUAUAUACAUUGUACAGAUUUGUUGUAAGGGCACUGCAGUUUUUGACUACAAUAUGUCAAAUCCAUUUUUUGUCUCAGGCUUUUAAGAUCCCUGGGCUGUGUUCCUGAAAUAAACUUGCAUUCCUUUGCAUUGAAAUGAUCUUGAGAAGUGACUCUGUCCAUGGUGCUGAAAUAUGCAGCAGAAGAGGUUUCAUGAAAGGAGUAGUUUUCUCUCAGCUGGGCCUAGAGCGUUUGACGUUGUACAAGUAUGAGGGAGUUUGGACAGUUGUUGAAAUAGCCGGCUGCAGUGUAGUGCAUCUUUGAUGUGUUGCAAUAGUUUUGCUUUUAUUGAAACAAAACGUCCCUGCUGCUGUCUCUGCUCAGUGAGACACUCAGACAAUACAAUGCCUAAAAAAUGAAUCAUAAAAGCUAAUGAUGUUAUUGUUUUCUGAAUAUUUAUCUGUAUGCUUUACAUCACUUCUCUGCACUUUAACCAUUCAAGAUUGAUCACAGUCAUUCUGACUCUUGAACUGCUUCAGGCCAGACAUGGAACAUCAAAGUCUGUGUCAGAUUUCUGAAGAUGGCAUGAUCAUACUGAAAUGUCAAAGCAGGUGGAUUUGUGAUAUGUUCGAGCUGAGGCAGCCAUCGCAAUCUGUUAGCAGUGUUGAAAAGACGCAGGUCACGAACAUAAAGAUUUAGUCUGGAUUCAAGAUAUGCACAUGAGUGACAUGCUGGAACGAGUUGCCCUUGAAUAUCAGACAGGCCUCCUCAUUUCCUGUUUUUAAAUCCCUUUUAAAAACACACUUUUACUCCUUGGCUUUUGAUACUUUUUAGUGUUACUUUGUUUUUUAUCAUUUUAGCACCUGCCGUGAGCCUGCUUAUUUAUUUACUUAUUUAUCCCCUUGCAUUAAUGUAUUUCUGCUCACUUUAUCUUGCUCUUUGUGUUAUUUGUUUUAUGUACAGCACUUUGACUACCCUUGUGGUUAUUUUAAAAUGUGCUAUAGAAAUAAAGUUGAUUGAUUGAUUGAUUGAUGCCUUUGAAACUGAAAUUGGAUGUAUGUAGAUUUAUGCAACGUAUCAUUUCAGAUGACAUUUUUUGACUGUGUUUCUUUCUUUGACUCGUUCUUGCAUUUAAAAUGCCCAUUAUGGAAAAAAAAAAUCAUUUUCAUUCAUAGUUGAGUAGAAAUCGAGCCUUUGAAGAGAAUGAGCAGCUUUAUGGGUCAUGAUUGAAGCCUUUGUGCUGAGGAAAAUGCCACAUUUUGGUGUUAAUUGAAUGAAAAUGUUCCUGUCAUACCUCCUAGUGCUUGUCACUAAUCUAACAUCCCCCCACCUUUGGAUAUAAUUAGCCCCCUUUACCCAGCCACACAUGUUUUUUAGCUGGUGGCCAGACCUUGAGACGAUGCCCUUCAGAUUUGAUCAGUUGUGGUAAGCUUUUUUAGUUCUGUGUAAUGUGCUUUGGUUGCAUUUAAACACAAAGACGGACAUAAAACACAAAGAGUUAAUUUUUUUUCAAUCCCUCUCAGGCUCAUAUUUACUUCCUCUUACCCUAACACGAACUUACACACACACUUACACACACACUAAUGCACACACACUCCUCAGAUGCAGAGCUUUGAUAAUGGCAAACACACCUCUAGCCUCGCACUCCCGCUGGGGUUGGUCUCCCCAACACCUCCUCCUCCUCAUCUUCAUCCACUCUUACUCCCUCCACCAUAUCUCCCUCUUUUCCUCCUACCCCCACCUCCGCCCCUGCCUCCCCCCUCAUGGGGCUGUUGCUAAGGAGCCCUGGUGACCAGGGAGUUUUCUGAUUGGACGAGCGGAGGUGAAAAGAGGAAGCUGGGUGAGGGAUGGAGGGAAGGGGGAGUUUGGGGGGGGGGGAGACGGGGUGAUAAUUUAAAACAAGAUAGGGAGCGAGUGAGAUAGAGAAAGAUGUAGAGACAGAGAGAGAGAGAGAAAGAGAGAGAGAGAGAGAGAGAGAGAGGGUCUGAACACUUUCAUUUAUUUUGGCUGGCACAAAGGAACAUCAUGUCUGGAGACACAAACACACACACACACUUGUAUUACUGCACAUGUAAGGGCCUAUGUGUUUACACCAAGACAUACUUCUAACAAAAGAACCUUAACCUACAUUUCCCUCAUAAACCAUACACUUGACUUUGCAUAUUUACACAUUCAGAGUGAAAGUUUGUGUGAGGGACUUUUGGCUGCUGUUGAUUUUGGUGCCUCCUGUUAGGGACGGGCGAUAAAUUAUUGUUCACGAUUUAUCCUCCAUGAUAAAUAUUUGCCAUCUCACGAUAGAUGCGAUAAACAAAAGUACGCUUUUCUCCUUUUCUAACCUGGCCAAGUUCAUUAGUAGGUAGUGUUUCUAAUAAGAAAUCUCAACUUUGUUUUGUUUAGUUGUGAGAUAAAUUACUCAGUGUGAAUCUUUAAAUGUCAACAAAGACUGUCUCUGCUGUUGUUUUACUCUCCUGUCUUCUUUCAACCCAGUAGCAGUGGCUACCAGCAUUAAAAUGACUGUAUAGGAUACAGGAUCUUGCUUAUUUUUCAGGGCAAGAGGUAUCAUUAUUCAGUUGAGUCUGUGUUAUAAUCUUGCAAAGAAAAUUCUCAAAGUCGAUUCAAGUUAUUGCAGGGUUCCUACACAGUUGGAAUAUCCAUACUUUCCCAUACCCUACUUUUUAGAAUUAUUUUUGGAAAUGCCUACUUUUCUAUUUUAGGAAACAGUAUUUUUAUUUUUUUUUACUGUGGUAAUAGUCUGGAAACCCGCAUAUUUUUCCAUACUUGAUUUUUCCUUUUCCAUACUUUUUAAGACCUGGAAAUUGAUCAAAUUACUUCUAUACUUUUCCAUACUUGGGUAGGAACCCUGACAGCAGUUCCACCUUUAGAUGUGUCUGAAUUCUCUUUGUUUAUAUGUCUGGUAAAUUAUUUUUGUCUUUUGUUCAGUAAAAGGUGAUGUAAUCCGUGAUGACAUAUUUUUUAUGCUGACCUGCUCUGUUUAACACAGACCAGUCGAGACAGACCGUGAUCGCAAAAAUCAUGUGUCUGAUUACAUCAGCAUCAACACCGGCCUUUUCUGCUCACUGGAAAAACAAUGUACUCCUUUAUUUCUUAAACUACACAUCUAGUAUAGAAUCACACAGAUGUCACACAGGCACAAAUACAGGUAGGCAGUGGGCUCAUCCUUAAUAAGUUGUUUGCAGUGGAGCAGAGCUGCAGCAGUCCUGUCAGAAGCCUCUGGCUGAGCCCUCAGCGCCGACCUAACAUUUAUUUAACCUCCAGCUGGCUGCAGCGCUCUCAUCUGCUUCAGUGCAGUUCACUGAUUCACUUCUGUGCUGUCUGCUGCUGGCCUGCACAGCUAAAUACUUUAUAAUAUGUGGAACAUGAUUUCAUGUUGGAAAAUAUGCUAAUGGGCACAUUAAAUCAACACACAGAUAUGACUGUCACUGCAGAGACAAAUGGUGAACUCAUGUAUAAAUCAUUAUGAAGUGGUAGACAUGACAUGCUCCUUUUGUUCUUCGAUUCAGACUGUACUGGAAAGCCUUUUGUGGUGCUGCUGGACAUAUUUGGGCGGCUGCCAGCUCCCAGUGGGUGGGUGUGGUUUUUGACUGUGAGCAGUGUGCCUGAGGGAUCGCUAAAUGCUCUCUUUGUAUGUCAUGAAUACGUGAUGUCGUGACAGAGGUGAGAGGGGACGUCUUUAGUGUGAUUUGAAUGUCAGCAGGAGGUCUUCAAUAGUUAACAUGAAGUGAGGAGGAGGAGGAGGAGGAGGGUUCUUUGUAGAAAAUACUGUACAAGAAAACUGUCAUGAAGCCCGGCUGCAGGGAUCUGUUGCUUUGUUGUACGCUGACUCAGAAAACACAUCGAUCAAGACAUUUAGGUUCUUAAAAGCCUGUCAGUCCAAAUACAUGGAUUGAGAAAACUAGGGAGAAAGGGACCAAGCAUUUUCCAGCAUCCUGGAUCAGCUGGGGUCACAUCAGGGUGAUUAUUUUACCAUAAAUUGCUGAUAUCAGUCCAUGAUUGUUGGACAGAUCGUAGAGAAACGUAAAGAAAGCUUAGGUAAAUUCUAAAUAUGGUAAAACUGUAUCACAAGACCAGAAGUAUGAUGAUAGUAAUGAUAGAGUAUGACGUUUUAGGUCUCCUGGGACACUAAAGUUUUGUUUCAGAGCUGAGAGAAGUGGGCACUGCAGAGACCAUCAUCCAAUGUGUCCAUCAAACCCAUGUGGUCUGAUUGACGGCUCUGCUGUGGAAGCGGUUCGCUCUCCCUGUGUCAAAAAAUGAGAAAGGUGACCUGCCAUCCACAUUUGCCCUUGAAAACAAUGAUGACAGCAAACUGUAGUGCAGACUUAAAGUUAAAAAAGUGGGACUAAAACUUUUGUUACAGAGCAGGAAAAGCAACCAAGUGGGUCAUGGACUACUUUUGUUACGGGAUACGAAACUCUGAUCAUGGAGCGUAAUGUUUUUAUACAGCUCUUCUGUGGUUGAUCAAUGAAAUACGUCUUGCUGAAAUUGUGCAAGCUGUUGCAGUGGUCCUGUGUUUGCAUCCAUACUGUGGAUGCCUUUGUACAUAUAGUGGUGUGCACAACUAGUUCGAUGGGCUCUAGUUAUUUUGGCUGUGUUGCAGGAGCAGCGUGUGCUUGAAACCUGAUUGGCCACCCUGAAUCCGUAAUAGAUUAGCUGGGCUGUGUGAUACUAGUUGCUGUCUUUGCAUUUUGAUGUUGUACAUUCAGAGUAAUAUUAAAUUUUUAAGGUAAAUACAAAUAUGUUAGAGAUUAAAAAGUAGGGCUGGGCAAUAUGGCCUCAAAUCAAUAUCACGAUAUAUUGAGCAGUUCACCACGAUAACGAUAAAUGGACGAUAACUACUCCACAAACUGCUCACUCCCUCUCACAUUAACUUCGUCUACUUCAGCCGACGCUCCAGCCACUUCAGCUUUCGAACCGUCCUCCAUCUCCUCACCUGUCUUUCCCUCUUUGUUACAGACUGACACCAAAUAUACCGAUACGGGCAAAAUGACGUCAGUUAUUGUGGUAAAUUUUGGCAUUGGUAAAUUUUCGUUUUAUUGCCGAGCCCUAUUUAAAAAAGGUAAUCAGGAUCAAUUAAAGCCCUGACUGUGAUUAAUCAGUUAACAAUAAGGAUUUUUACUCACAUUAUUUGCUCUAAAACUGAAGUUCUUUGUACACAUAUUGUGUAUACUGUACGUACUCUUCCUCAGUCUAUGGGCUUACUUGUAUUUGCUCUAUUAUUUCCACCAUGCACACAAUCCUUUCAAUAUUUCUGCUUCAGUUACUCGUGUCUGCAGUAGAAAAUUCACAGCCAUUAUGUUUUUACUUUAAAGAGACUAUGAUCAUUUGCCUGUACAGAAAAACAAGUAAAGGUGUGAAGUGACUUUCAUUUUUCAUUCCCUCAUAGCAGCUAAACAGAUGUGAAGAGUGUCCAGUUUGCCGUUUUUCAUUGUUCGGUCUGAGGUAUCUGAGAUGAAUGAUAUCACCAGUCAGCUCUUCUUUGUGUUUCUGCUUCUCCACCUCUCCUCUCUCCUCUCACGUCUCCUCUGCCCUGUCUUUUCUUCCCUGCUCUGUCCGCCCAUCUUUUGCAUUCUUUAUCUUUAACCUUUUCUCUCCUGUUGCCUCUCCUCCCCCAGCCUCCCCCCUCUGAUUCUCUGCCUCUGUCUUGUCUUUGUGGAAGUGAUGGGUAGAAAACUGACAGGGGGGAACAAACUGAUUGGGAUCCCCCCCCCUCAUCUUGUAGUUACUGUACAGGCAGUCUGAGCUUUCUGUGGUUCACGGUUCUGGAAGAGCUGCAGGAGAUCUGGAUGACUUCACAUGAUGUUGUCCUGUUGUCUGCAAACCUUGUAUAUAUAUAUGUGUGUGUGUGUGUGUGUGUGUUUGGUGUGUAUUUAGCCCCACAGUGCUGCAGUUGGUGGUCUAUCUCUGAGCAUCAAGGGAAAUAUAUAUUGCAGAUACGGCCUGGGCUGAUGUGGAGAUUGUUGCUAAAAUUGCUUUUUUAUGAGAAACUGACAUCAGAUAUGAUGGAUAAGGCGCAGUUUGACUGAUUUGAUAUUUAUCGGUCCAGUAAUAUAAUGUAAUGGUGCCAAUAAACAGAAGACUUGGACUCAGACACAGAGUGGUGGAGGUAACAUCUUUAGUAAAUAUAUGCGGGUGAGUAAAAACAAAACAAAACAAGAAGGAGAAAAAAAACAAAACAGACACAGAUGUUUAAAUCAGAAGAUAAAAGCAUGGUCAAAGAUAUAGAUGCAGGCUCUAGAUACAAACUGUAACAAGAAGAUUGACUGGAAAAUGAUGACGCUGAAAUACUUUCAAUAAAAGCAUUAAAACAAUCAGGCACUCAGUAGGAGCAUAAAAACUACACAAGGAAAAUUGGUUGAAAUGAAUCAGGUGAAACUGUGAUGAACCGUCAUGGGAACAGAAUGCCAACUAUCGAAAAACAUAUUGACCAUAUUUCUUAUUGAUAUUGAGGGAAACUAAUUUUCGAUAUAUAGCGUUAUCAUUUUAUUGCCCAGUCCUAUGUGUGAGUAGUGUAACAAUACUCACGUCAUGACAGGUAUCUGGGUAUUUGUCUCCACCCCUAGUUAGCAAGAAUACUGAAAGUCCUACAGGCCUUUUCAGUGGCCCAAAGGGCUCAGUGAUCGGUGUUUCAACUCAUCAGAUAAAUGUAAAGACUUCAAUGAUAGUUGUUUAACCAAAACUCUCCAGAUUAAAGCCUGAAAACAAGGAUGAUUUCAGAAUCAAAGGAUGGUAAUGUGAGAGAAUAUUGUGAGUCAUUAUGGUUAAAAUUACAAUGAUGGCAAGUAUCAGCAUCAGUUCAAAUUUAUCUGCAUGUCAUGCGCCUGUCAGUCAACGUGUGUGACUGACACAUCAUACAGGCAUUCUUAUCACUGCAGGUGCCACUCAUCACUUAUUAAGCAGCCUCAUAAAACAGCUCAGCUGACUUCACCCCGGGAACUCUGGGAUUGACUUAUCUGAGAGCAGCGGGGUGCUUCCCUUCAGGGCAGAGGAAAAAAAAACACACACCCAGAUUCACACACACAUACAUGCAUGAAUCUGACUGGUCAUUCAAGUAAGCAUGGCCCCCUCUCUUUCCCGCUUUGCUCCAUCUUUCUUUUCAUCUUUCCUUUUCACAGUGACUUUCUUUCAAUUCUUUAUAACCUCUCCUCUUCUGUUUUAUUUUUCAGCUAAAAGAAACCAGUGAUCCUGCCAGUCUUCCCACUGCAUCCCCUCUUUAUCUCCUCUCCUCCUCCACUCUCUCUAUCCAUUUGAUUAAAAGUAGGUCAUUCUCCAACAUCGAGCUGCAGCUCCUACCAAGCAUGUCAUACACAUAUACACGCGUAUCUCCUGGCAACCACAACUCCCCUCCACCAUCCUUCCUCCAUCCUCCAUCCUCAUUUCCUCCUCGUUACCUUCCCUGGAGGUCGUGCUCAGUGCAGAGGGCUGCGUUUACAAUCUGACACUGCUUUGUUUUGUCCCUGCUCUGCUGCUGUAGAGGGGCUGGAGGUUAAUUGGACUGGGCUUUGUUGAGGAAAAGAGGGUUAAAUCCACACAUGCAUACAUUACAUCAAGGGUGUCCAGUGGAAGGGCUCAGUCUACAACUCUGGAUGUAGUCUAGAUGUUUGAGGAGGAAUUACUCAUUUCAUUAGGAUAGAAAAAUUUUUUAAGUCAAGGGUUUGAUUAAAGUCAUUUAAUGGCUAACAUUGAUGGUUUAACCAAAUUACUUUAGGCAUUAUGAUAUGUUGUCUAUAUGAGAAGUUGAGUUGUUUAAGCCUGUUUACAUGAUUGUGACACCACCACUUUAAAUAUUUGAGCAAUUUUAUCUGCAGUAGUCUUUCUGUCUUGUCUUCUUUAGAAUUAUCUUCCUGAGUAUUCAGAAAGAUGAGAUGUUACAUUCUACAACUUCACAAUUUAGAGCUUCGUAGGUGCAUAUCUGCAAUCUUGGAAUGUAUUAGCUUGAGUCUUAUGACUUACUGAGAGUACUUGAGGAGGAAAUGGCCACUUUUUUUUCAGACCUCACACAUGGCCGGCAAUUAUUCUAACUAAGGUAGCACUACCUGGUCUGUGUUUGUUUACAGUCUGACUGCUGACUUCAGAAACAAGAAGCUGGGGAACAGCAUUUACAAGGGAUGUCUGAAAUAACAGGGGCAAGCUAUCUGUGUAACUGAUGACAGCUAAUGUGCACAUUGAACUUCCCACUGAGCAAUAGACAGCAAUUAGAUGUCUAUUUUUUUUUUUAAGACCUAAUUUCAACCGUCUAUAUUCUGUUUAUUUUUAGAUAGAAUUUCGGCGUUGCAUUUUAGCCCAUUAUCUGACAACUAUUUAUUUCAAAAAGCAACUGUGAGUUCAUAACUGAUCUCCAAGUACUUAACCAAAAUAAUUAUGAUAGCCGUUGAGCAAUAUACAGUGUAGUAUAGAUGUAGCCCAGAUUUAGAUUUAGUCUAAAUUUAGACAUCUAGAAAAACUUUCAUUUUUUCUAGGCUACAUUUAGACGUCUAUAAGACCUUUUUCAGACCAAAAAAUACUCAGUGUGUUUGGCAUGUUGGCUGUACAGGGUUAUUUUUAAGGAGAAGAAUCAAAGAACAAAAUAUUUUUUUUCAAUGCCAGUGACAAAAGGAUUAGCAAAACAACACUUUUUGAGUUUAAUGGGGCUCUAUCAGAACGAUAACAAGAGUUUCUGAAAGUAAGAAAAAAAGUGUGGCAAUGAAAACUUGUCAGCGGACUCUAGGUCAAGAAAUAUAACAGCGACCAUCAAAUGUCUUUAUGUUAAAAACAAACAAUAAAUUUGUCUUUACCAAAGAAUCAAAUCAAGAAUCAAAUUGGGGCUCAGUUCCAAUAGUUCCGUGGCAAUAUGAGUUUAAAACACUGGCACAUUAGACAUCAGCAGAAAUGUCCCAUCACUUGUAUACAUGAGAUCUUCUUAAGACAUCUCCUGUAAAAUGCUCUUCAGUACAUAUUAAAUGGAAAAAAGUAUUACUGUCAAAUGACAGCUGAUGGCUGCUAGGAUUACAUGACGGUCAAUGCAGUCUGACAUUCCCCCUCCAAACAUGUGCUGUUUUUCUACACUUUCAAUAACAUUAACCAGUUGUGUCUUAGGAAGCACUGGGAAGCAUCAGGCAGCUGUCCUCACGUUGAACAAGCAGAUGGCAAAAACCUCUGUUUUCUCUAGAAAAAACAAAGAGUUGACAGUAGCUUAACCACCUGGCAAACAGCUACAACACUCUCACGUUUCAGUGACACCAGUUACACCCCUGAUCAACUCCUGGCCUUAAUAUGAUCAAAACACAUUAUCCAGUUGCUGUAAAUAAGUAAUAAGUUAUAGACACACAAAUCGUUUUCGACCAGACUGUAAACACGUAUAAUUCUCCUGUGAAAUCUGGCAUUUAAAAUGCUUAAGAGGUUUAUAAAGUCAGCAAUGAAACAGACCCUCAAGAAACUGCAGUUUCUUUUUCUCUCUUCUGCGUUGGCGUCAUUUUUUGAAACGAGGUUGCCACUUGAUAGAUAUCUUGCCUCUUGAUCUGUGCAUCCAACUCUCAGGUUUCUGAGCUCCAUAAUGGCACAUUAAUAAAUGUAUUACAAGCCCGGGGUCAUGCAGUAACUUCAUUAGCACACAGGAAUAAUGCUCUCCCAUGUUUUGGCUAUUUUUUAGGAUGGAAUGAUGGAUCACCAUCCAUAAGCAAGAUUAGAGUUUCUGCCCACUGAUUGUCAUAAAUAUGAUGAACUCAGUGGCUGAUAACUGGGUUAACAAUGACUCCACUAACACCUCCUACACAUUUCCCAAUUAUCCCAUCAGCUCCAAAGAGGGGUUGUCAUGGCAACCCAUAUAAAGAUCAUCUAUAGUAAGGAAAUGAUGUCACUGUCAUAGAUGUUUCCUGCACAGCCUCAUUAAAAUAUGACCCAUGACCUACUGCUGUGUCUAUGACCACUGAGUGUGUGUGUGUAGAGAGGGAAGAUGGUAAUGGACCCGGGUUCAAAGGCCUUAGCUGGAGGGUGAAUUAGAGGUUGUUGGGUGGAGUUUACAUACACGUAUGAGGGAGAACAUUACACACACAUCCACACACACACAUACAUGAAGAGCUCGGGGGGGAGUCAUUAGUGAAUUGGUGAGUGCUAGACCUGUUAUAGAUCAGUGGGGAAUAGCAGGUAAUAGACUGAACUUUAAAGUGUCCAUACUGACACACACACACACACACACACACACACACACGCGCACGCUCUCUCUCUCUCCUUCCUGUCCCGUGAGGCUGUUAAAAGCAAGUCGGAGAAAGCCAAGCCUGGCAGUAUUGAUGGAAAGCAUCAACAACAUCAGUCGUUAAUUUUUUUUAUUCACUUCACACUUUCAGUCCUUAUUAUUUACUCUCUGUGUGUAAACGCCAUGCUUACUGUCUGAUGUUUUAUUCAGACAGAACUUGCAUUCUCGCCCUCUCUCUGUUUAAUUUUAAAAGAACCCUGCAAAAUUGUGAGGCAAAUCAAGGAAUCUAAUUUUUAACAAUAAGACAGUACAAAUGCCACAAAGAUAGUCACGAGAUAAACAAUGAGAUCCACUUUUUAGACUGUUACUGAACAUUUCUAUGACUUUCGGUAGUUGUUAUUGUCUGACAGUAAUGCUAAAAAACAUGCAAACACACUGUAGCAGUAUUGAUAGUGGGUUUGUAUUACACUCAUCUAAUCUGGGCACCUGAUUGACAUCCAUGUAUCUGCUGUAGAUGACAUAUUCAGCACCUGUGCCUGUGAGGGUUAAUUUGAAAGAGAUUCGAGAGUCCUUCAGUAGUAAAGCUUGAGACCAGAUCCAGCAAGCUUAUUGAGUCAUUAUUUUACAAUCAAAGCACUCCCCCGUGUUUGUUUUCAAUUAAGACUUAAUUACUUGAUCUUAAAUAAAUGAUAAUGGGUUUAGAUCAAAUAAAGUGAAUGUAAUAAGCUCAAACUGCUAAAGUGAGCACAUUUUCCCAACUAAUUACAUUUAAUUACACAGUCAUUGUUGGAUGAUCCCCUGCUCAUAUUUGGACAUGCACUGUGCUUUAUGAAAGCAGGGGUUGCAUGUUUGUCGCGUUGAAUUUACACUGUAUCUCAGGUGCAAAACGGUCCAUUUGGAAAGAUUUGUUUAGCCACUGGUCAAUCACAAUGACCCACAUAGAGGCAAAUACGGAAAGUUUAGGCUUAUUAUUUACUCUUGUGAACAAAAUAUUUUAUACACGCCUCAUUCAGAGUUUCUGCCUUCAUACUAGUGUUGUGUCAGUAUAUUUUUAUCAUGCCUAUCGUGUCUUUUGUGCAUGCAAAACUUAUAAAGUCCUUUUUUAACAAAUCAAACCCUGAUUUCCUGGUCAAGAAGCUGUAUGAUGAGUCAGCAUAUCAGUCACAGCGCUCAUUUUCUCAUGGUGCUCCACAAGGCUCAGUUCUGAGUACACUUCUUUUUCUUAAUUUGUCGAUAAAUAUCAAAUCAUUCUCAGAAAUGUUUUCACAUAUCUAUUAAUGUAUGGUACUCAGCCCUAUUUUUUAAGACUUAACAGGACAUUUUGGGGGUCUCAUAGUAUAAAUGGCACAAAGAACUGCACAGUAGACCAGACAAUCUUUACAUCUCCAGGCCUUGUUCAUGUCUCCUGUGCUUCCUGCCACAAUAUGCAUCAUAUCUGAUAAAUCUUAAUAAUUGGACAGCUACAUCUCUUACCACAGAAAUAUCAGAUCAUACAUCUAUAAGUGUAACUGCUGAACUCUGCAUGUUUGUGUAUGUUGGUAGUAGUACAUAUAGCUGCAUUCUGAUUCACGAACAGUCUCCUCAAGUAGGGCAUACUACUACUGUGCCCUUGGGCAAUGCACUUAACCCAGUUAAACAUUUCUCCUGCAGAUGUUCAAUAUGUGCCAUACCGUAGUCUGAGGGGGAUGUAUUUCCGAAACACAUAUUGGAGGAACUGUUUCAGUAUCAGAUUGGGGCAUAGAAGAUGUAAAAGCAAUUACAUUACUAUAAUGUAAUAAUAGUGUUAGUCUUAAUAUGCGGAGGUAGUUUUUAAUUACACAGUUUGAUACCCCUAUAGAUGCAUUUAAAAUCAUACAUCAUCCAGAAUUACAUAAUAAAAGAAGCGGUGCUCUCUGAAAUAUUCAUGCGCUGUGUGGCUAUACAACAUUUAUCUGACUUUCAACCAUAUUUACAUCUAAGCUGUGCUAUAUUCUGCAUCACACUGAGAUAAACACUACAGCCCUCUGUGGCUACAUGCAACAUCUAAAACAUCUUGUCAUAGUCAGAGUGUGUUUGUGAAGGUUUGAAAGAUAACCAGUAGAAGCUCAGCAGGACUACUUUCUGCAUGUAAACAACUGUGGUCACUGUAAGAGAGUGAACGCACAGAAGAUACUGUGUUGGAAUAAACUUCAAGGAGGACUGAAUGCUGGUGGUGCUAGCUCUGCUAAUGUUAUCGACAUUCGACAAAUCAAUCUAGCAUAGUUUAGCCCUGUGUAAUGUACUGUGCUUGAGUGUUUCCUUACCUUUAGACUGGUCAGUUUAGUUGGGAGUUGGAUUUACCUUAAAUUUCAGUUAAUUGACUGGGACGUUCGCACUUUGUAAUGAAAGAAACAAAAUACGGACAAAGAAAAAAUCAACAAAAAUAUUUAUUGUUGCAGACUGUAUAUAUAUAACUCUUCAGUAAAAAUGGGCAUUUGGAUGUGGGCUCUGAUGGUUUUCUUUGGCUUUUGUAGGCAGCCCAGAGUGGACACUUGUGGAUAGCCGUUCUUUUACGCUACACAUCAGCAUUUACCUCUAGGGCUGCUGCUUGGAUUUAAAUCGUUGUAAUUCUUUGGAAACUUAUUUUGGGAGCUAUUGGUGUAGCCUCUGGGGACCAAGAAUCAUAAUUUCAAGGCAUCUGGUACAUCUAGCAGUUAUAUCCAGAUACCUGAAAUCCAAGCCUCAAUAGCAAUGUGGCAUGAGAAAUACAUGUCUACAAUUUUGUCAUGCACUCACAUAUUUCUGUUGUUAUUGAUAAAUGAAAAGCUAACACAUUAUAAAUGUCUGGGGAGGUGUGCUCUGUUUUUGUUGUUCUUCAGGCAUUUUUGUCCUGCAUACUGCAAAUCCUGCUCAAACCUGAUUUGUCAAUACUGCUCAGAUUUCAGCCCAACAAAGAGCACCUCUUGUAGUAGGUUUGAGCAUUAGCUUCUGUCAUCCCAGCUGGGAGAAAUGUCGUUUUAUUUCUUGGUCAAAUCUUAAACAGUGAGUCCAUAAUAGCAUGUAACUGGGUUAAGAGACUCUUGUGUGUAGUUUUUCACAGUAACGGAUGUUUUUGUAUCGACUGAGACAUUUUUGUUCCUGUAGCUCAGACUUUAUUGGAGAUGAAGUGUGUGUUUUAUUUUUCCAUGGAGGCUUUUUCACUGAGCUGUAGGCAGACAGUGUGUGUUUCCGUGUUUUUGUGCAGCAGCAGCAGCACAGUCGAGACGGACAAAAAGAAAGAGAGAGAAUGAGCAUCGUUUGAUCCUAAGGGCAGUGGCUGGCGUACAACUGUGCUCUUUGAAAGUGCAAACACUCAGUGGGAGAAACAGCAGUGCUGCAGACGGUCCUAAGGCAUGUUUGUGUAUGUGUGUGCGACUAUUACAUCUUCCUCUUCUUUCCUGCCUUCAGACUAACAAAGACUAAUGAGCACAUUUGACAGGGGUCGUCUACUCGGAUUUUAUCCUCAGUCCGUCUCCUUGCACAAACUAACUUCAGCUUGUUCAGCUGUGAACAUAUUAAAUACAUGGUUGUAAUUAUUUUCCGUCCGUCUGUCUCAUCAGGUCUGCUGA